This is a messenger RNA of Xyrichtys novacula (pearly razorfish), 67848 nucleotides long. NCBI's taxonomy places the organism in Eukaryota, Metazoa, Chordata, Actinopteri, Labriformes, Labridae. The record is from the annotation of a GenBank genome assembly.
AGAAAUGUUGUGUAGGAAAGAGGAGACUCGGGAAUUUCCCAUAGCAACAUGACAGACGCCCCGGAGGAGGAACAUUGUGAUUCCUCACAUCGCCUCUCUGACUCCUGAAUGCGAACGUGAGCCGCGUGAAGUAAGACGGUGUUCGACAUCAUAUUUACCCCAUCAUACUCCUCUUCUAUCCUGCUCUGCCGUUUUCAUCCUGUCCCUUUCCCGUUGCAUGGAGGGGGGGCGGGGUGGGCUGUCGAAGCAGCCAGCCAGCGUCAGGGCUGAAUAAUUGAUCUCUCUCUCUCUCUCUCUCUCUCUCUCUCUGUAUCUCUCUCUCUCUCUCUCGGUCAGGAGGACGUUAGUGGGACGUUUCUCUCUCUCUCUCCAUCCUCUCCAUGUGAUUCAGUCGCUCCUUCCCCAUCACGGUGUGAACGACAACAGAUUCACCCUCCGUAAACCACCACCCUCUACUCCUCCUCUUCCUCUCUACGUGUGAGUGUGUAAGACAGAGUGUGUGCAGGAAGACGAAGCAGAACCAGCACCACCACCAGCACCACCACCACCAAGGACGUCCCCUCUUUUUUUUCCCAGCCCCCUGGAGCCGGAGAUGCAAGGGACGAGCAGUUAGAUCAGCCCGCGCUCUUGUUGUUGCAGGAUAACUUGCUUGUUGGGGUUGAAGCUGCGCUCUCUGAUUCCUGUUCGCUGUAAAGUGUGUCAGGAGGAUUUCAGCCAGUCGCCGGACGGAGGUAAAUCGAUGCAUGAUGCGGUUUCUGUGGGGAGCUAUCCACUCGAGGUGGUGCUGAUCAAACAAGGAAGUGCAUGUGUAUACCCCUGCUUGUGCACCACCUCUGCCUCUUUGCAUGCACGCACAGGUCGAUUGGAAACACGUUAAGUGCACAUGUUGCUGUUCUAGGAUGCAUGUAUCAGCGCGUAUAAUGUCGCCUCAUUAACGGAGUGGGAUGUCUGUGUUCACCGUCCCUCCAAUGGAGGAUGGAAAGUUUUACCACAUGAUCAGACAAAAAAAAAAAUACACAUCAGCGGUUUGCCUUCUACAUGCAUGUCAACACGCCGUCCUGUCAUGACCGUGCACCGUGCACACUUUUCGGCAAACUCGCUCUGCCACGCACAGUGCAGGUUAGUCCUCAUUGUCGUGACAGGUACCGAACACACCAGGAUUCCUGCCUCAUUUUGCGUGGAUAUCUCUACCCGUGGCUUUUAAUUGGGUUUGUGGAUUUUAAAUGUGUUUGCGUGUUUUCAGAGUACAGGUUGUGAUUGAACCUUUGACCUUGGUGUCCUUCAGUUGGCGCAUUGAAAAGACAAAAAAAGCACUCUUUGUGAAUGUUUGACUCCACGCAUGCUGUGACUGAAACUGAAUCUAGUCACUUAGAAAUAAUUUCUGCAACAUCCUCUCAAUAAUUGAUGGGUAGCGUAUCUGUAGUAGCCCACUCGAGGAUGAAUCUGUAGUGACCUCUUUACCCUAUAAUGGCAUUUUCAGUCAUGAACAUCCACUCAUGGCUUUUACUGCCCUGUUGAUACGUUUUUAGUAACAGGAUUGAUUUUCUAAAAAGAAAUGUGUGUUUUUGUCUUUUCUUUUCCAGAUCUGGCAACAAAGGAAAUCAGCUUUUCCGUAUCAAUUGAAUGUAACAUCGCUCAGUUAAAGAAGGCAGGGAAUUUAAAGCCAUCAUCAUGAAUUUCGUUAUGAAACAAGCGUUGGGAGGUAAGAAAAGCUCUUUAACUUUGAUGGUUUUUAAUCCUGGAGUGUGAUUUUGGCUGUUUCUACGUGUGUGAGCUUGGUCUGUGUGCGUUUUCUCCAAACUUCUGUCGGACUCUUUAAGAUCCAGUCCCGUUUUUGUCACUUUCCCCUGACACUCCGAUCAUAUAUCAUUUGUUUCCUUUUUCCUCUUUACGCUUGGUGCGUUUUUAGCCUUUCCUUUACGCACAUCUGCUGCACAUUUGGUCCCCCGGGGGCGCACCGAGCAUAGCAGCUCAUUGUUGCAGCUUUAUGAUGUGUGAGGUGGACAGAGCGGCAUUUUACAUUCCAGUGCGUGUGUGCCACCUGCUUACCGAGAGGUGCUGGAGCAGGUCUUUGUUGUGGCUCAGUCAUUAAUCAGCCGGUGAUGGUGGUGCCUCUGACUGGACGCUGCAGACUCUUAUCUCCACGUGCUGAGUACACAUUUUCCACCUGAAGGGGAGGAAAGAUAAUCAAAACUGAAUCUAAUCUUCAAUAAUUUCAUUCCCACGUGCAGGCAUGUGAAUGACUUUCUAAUUUCUUGUGCUGCAGAGGCAAAGGCUCCCCGGACAUGAGAUUAUCAUAACAGAGUAAUGAAUUCUGAAGGAAUGUGAACUUGUUAUGUUUAAAUAUAUGGAUGGUGCAGUGGAGGUGAAAAGGCCUCGACGGUUUCUACACAUCAGAGGAGCAGCUUGGUGGUUUGUCUGAGGAGGAGCCUGUGAGGUAAUGUCCUCAGGCACAGCAGGACUCCUACAGAAGCUACAAAACAGGAUGGACUAGGUAGAAGUUAUGUGGCUCGUUAUCGAGGUUUUCAAGUCUUUUAGGGUGGAAAUCAGCGAUGAUGAAAGGGUCAAACAAAAGCUUUGACCAGGAGACUGGUGUUUAAGUAACCUGAGGUCAAAGUUGACUUCUUCCAAGCUAAAGACUUCAUGCUAUGAAAGUCAAUUAAUACUGUAAUUGUCAUCACUUAACUUUACAAGCGCAACACACAUCCUCAGCUUCAAAAAAGAUGGGGUGUGUUGUAGGGAUGGGCGAUAAAUACAUUGUCAGAAAAUUCCUCCAUGAUAAAUAUUCGCCAUCUCAUGAUAAACACGAUAAAUGCAAGUUGAUGACGUAAGCGCAAGUGACAGACUCACAGCCGUAGCCCACACACAGAGCAGAAUAACAAACAAACAAACAUGGCCGAAGGUGAUGAAGAAGACGUUUCUGAGCAGCUCGUUACUAAACGAGGGAUUUUCUUCAAGAUUGGGGUUUAGAUGAGUCCAAUCAGGUCUGUCUGACAUCGGACAGUGGAUCUGCUGCUGUUCACUCUGUGUAUUAAGAGUUUUGAACAAAUGUUGAAAUUGUUUUCACAUUUGAGAAUUGUUUGAUUGCAUUAGUUUUCUCCAUAACCUACCACUCAACCUUGUGGUUAAGUAUCUUAUUUGACAAAAUGAGUCAAAAUACUGAUUGGAAUUAUAAUAAAAAAUUUUUCGGGACUUUUAUCGUUAUCUUAUAAAUCUUAAAUCUUUUAGCCCAUAUUGCCCAUCCCUAAUACAUUCUAAAAAAAUAAUGUCAGAAACAAACGAUAUUGAUGGUUUGAAAACUAUUCAAACAUAUUUAACUGAAAAUGGUGUAAAGACAACAUAUGAAACUGUGAAACUGAUAAAAAGAUCAUUAAAGAUGGACUGAGGUGAGGUGGAGUCUUUUUGGAAAUCAUGGACCAUGUGUCUUCAUCUCUUGAGAGGAGAGAGACCCUCUUGGAUUGUACUAGCACACAAUUCAACAACCACUGUUGCCAAUGAUGGUAGGGGGUAGUUUGCAGAUCUGAGAAGGCUUCAUUAAUACUGGAUAACAUCUGCUGGAGUCCAGAUAAGGACUUUUCAGGGAAAACCUUCAUAUUUCACCACAGGCAACAGGUAUGACAACAGCAUGGCUCUGAAGUAGAAGAGUCCUGCUGCUAAACUGACUUCUCUACCUAUUGAAAAAACAUCUGGAGCAUUUUACUUUAAAACUCCAGAAACUGCCCUCCUUUCUAUAACAACUGGCAUGUAAAUUCUUCCCCAAAACACAAUCUUCUUUAACAAUUCAUCUCAUGGUUAUGUUGCCAAAACUGAACCAGAAUCUUUACAUGUUGAGGUGCAAACCGUGCACACAUGUUGAUUGUCCCAUUUUAUGAGGGCAUGCAUUUCAAGCAAUAGAGGUGCAAAUUUAGAUAAAAUGAUGAAAGGAAGAACUCAUAUUUUUGUCAUUUUGAGUCCAUCUGCUCCCAAAACAAGAUAUAAAAAUUUAACUUUGGGAAGAAAAAGGAAGAUUUGAGAGUCUUUGAGUCAUUUUUUAUGUUGUUUCAAAUGAUUAUAUAUCAAUAUUUUUACUAAGAAACAUUGCUGUUGUGUCUUGGUAGUGUUUUCAUUCCAAAGAACAGUCAGCUACACCGCAUAAACGAUGUGCAGUUCAGGGGUUCACGCUUGUUUGAACAUUUGUAUGUUGCUCUGAGGCUGCUGUGGCUCGUCUGCGGAUGGUUUCGGUGUUUGUUUGUUUCACCAGGUAGAGCAGCUUUGUGCCCAUCAUGUUUUUACGUGUGUUUCACUGCUAGUGGGUGUGCAAGUGGGAGUCCUGAAGAGCCACGUCUGCCCACUGCCGGGCUCGCUCAAAGCUCCUCGUCAACAAAGACAACGGUUUGAAAGCAGCUGAAUAAAAAGAAAUUUCACACAUGAGGAGAAGCCGAUAGUUUGUGCCAAGGUCUUCACCUUCAGCUGAGGGUUUUCUCUGUCUUUGGGUGCAAGUUUUUCCGUUUCUUCUUUAGGAGUAAUGAGUUUUCAGUGUGCAGUGGAUUAGCUGUGGGCUAUUAUCUCACUUCUUUCUCUCUGUGAGGAAACUCACACUCCAUCUGCUCCCACGAAGGAUGUGAUUUGUAUUCUGUGUGUUUUCUACAGCGAGGAGCGAGGUCACGUCGCAUGUCGCUCAAGAAGCGUUCGUCUCCAACAUCCGUGAUCUGUUUCAGCUUUUGAAAUUCAAGUCAUGGAGAAAAUAAAUGUAUGUAAGGAACCCGAGGAGGACGGCUCAUCUGGGGAAACAUUCAUUGGCAUGCAUGAAUAGACCAUCUGGUUGUUUUUGUGUAUUUUCUAGCAGGUUCGCCACGAUUCAUGAGGAUUUGAGCGCACACAGACAAAUCAUACUCCUACAGUUUAUAAUGCCUCUCUGUCUUCUCAGCUAUGCAUGUACAAAAUAAAACCUUCAAAUGUGACCAAAAACUAGCAGUUAUUGAUUUAAAGCUCGGUUAAAAGAGCUCCAAUCACAGUCACUGACAGGAUGGUGAAGUGAUGACCGUGGUGAAGGGUACAUUAUUAGGCGACUAAAGAAUUGAGUUUCUAAAUCUGAUGUACAGCUUGGUGCAAAUACAGCUGCAGGACAUAUAAGAAUAUCACGAGUAUAUCACAAGUGCAGAAUUGUAUUUCUGAGUAUUUCUGCUUUCAAAUCGCUGUGAAUCUCUGACAGACCCAAACGGCAGGUUCAGACACACUAAGAUUUUCUCUGUUGCAAAUCCAGGCCAGACUUGAAACAGUAGAGAGGACGAUCGCGGAAGAAGAGUGUGUGUUAGUGGAUUGCAAUGCUCGUAAGAACGCUAAUUAUGAUAUUAACUUUCAUUAUACCGCUAAAGACAUUAGUGUCCGAGAGCUGAAUAACUCCUAUGUCACCUGCCACAUCUACUACAUUGUCAAUGUUGGGCUGCGAGUUAGCGUGAAGUGGAGAGUGUAGAGCAGCGCUGUCUCCGCCCACGACUCAGAGGCGAGUUGCUAAUGAGCUACUGGAGCUCUGCAGAGGAAAAGACUUUGAAAAUGACACAGGUAACGUGAUUUUGGCCAAAAACUUCAUAAUCACAGUCAAUCAAGACCACUGACAACACUUGAAGUGAUAACAAACAAACAAAAAUGAUCAGAGUGGGACUUUAAAAUUAGAAAAGGCAGUGUUUGCAGGUUUCUAUCUUAAAAUUGACCAAUCUCACUUGUGCAUUAUCUAUAAAUUUUAGCUUGGUCGUAUCACGCUGUCUUCACUUGAUCACCUCCUGACCCAGUAAAAACCAGUAUCACCAGUCUCCUUCUGGUGGGUUUUCAGCCAAAGACUCUUUAAACCCAGUUUAGACUAAAUUUGACUGUUUAGGAUUUUACAGUUUUUCAUCUUUGACUUCUGCAGCUUGAUUGAGAUGAAUUAAAACAAAUGUCAUCUGGGAUUAACUGCAAGUUCCUGUUUGUCUGUGUUGACUUUGGCGCCCCUUGUGGACAAUGUGCUGAAUAACAUGGUUGCUAAAAUUCAUCUUGAAAAUCUGUUAUUGGUAAGUGCAGGUGUAAUGGGGCAGCAGGGGUUUAUGUUGGAUGUAUAUUUGACACCAGCGUGAUGUAAAUGUAAAUGCUCUGAUUAAAAGGAUGAGCUUUGGCUUGAUUCAGAUGCUUCAUCUGUUCUGAGUUUGUCUUACGUUCAGCUCUGGGACACUUUCAUUUUCUCGAUAUCACCCUCAGACGAUCAAACGUCAGAGAUCCACUUCUCUUAAACCUGCUGGACUGCUCCAACGUAAACAUGGUGUGAAUGUGUCGACAAUCAAACCAGCAGGAGUCAGUUGAGAGUGUGAGCUAGCCUGUUAGCUUGUUAGCAUCACAUAGAAGACCGCUGCAGUUCUUAAAAGCUCAAUGAAUUAAUUUCUAUCUAUCCCGUGCAGAGGGGGAAAUAAGGACAAAUGAGGGAUUGAUGCUGUCUGACAGUGUAUAGCAGAGUGUGUGUGCGAGUGUGUGUUUUGGGGUGGGGGUCCAAUUGCAAGUGCAGGGAUCCAUGCAAGGUGAGAAAGGAGGAUUUAUGGUGCAUGACAUCAUCCAAAGUGCUCGUAAAUACAAGACUCUGCUCUUACUCUCUGUGGGGCUGCAGCCACUGCUCCUCCUCCAUCUUCCUCAUUCCCCUCCUCCACCUCUGCUAUCUCCGGCCUUGGCCUUGGCAGGAAAGGAGGAGGAAGAGGAGGAGGAGGAGGAGGGAAUGAGGGAGAAUGAGGUGUAGGAGGAGAUGAAAAGUGACAAAUUGAUCUUUAAAACUGGGUGUUAUAUCAUCAGCAGCUGAAGGCAGAGGUUGUAAAGUCUCAGUGCACUCUCGGCCCGCAGAGGCUGUAAUCUCCCUUUAAUGGGAGAUGUUUCUGUCCUCUGCAGUCCUGCCGUUUCUCUCCUUUUCUUUCUUUUCAUUCCCUUAUUUAUCACCCAACCUUAUCAUCCUCUCUGUUAUGUUUCCUCCCACCUUCCCUUUUCCACCUCUUUCACCCUCAAUUCUUUUACUCCAUUACUCUUUCUAUCCACUCUGCGCUCUCUCAUCCUUCAAUUUGUAAUUUCUUUUCUGUUUUUACUCCCUCCACCCUUUAAGGAUUACAGUAAAUCUAAAGGGCGAGGCACGGAAACCUCAAUCAGGCUGCCACAGGGGAAGCCGAAACGUGUGUGUGUGUGUGUGUGAGAUGCAGCGUUUGCUUGACAGAGGGAGUGUGUGUUUGGAGGGGAUUUUAGUCGAUCGCUUUAGUUGGAUUCAUUUAUAAAGUGUAAUGUGUGUUUGCAGGUAGAACAAAGUCUUAAGGAGAAAAAGAUGAUGCUAGGGGAGAUGGGAAAACAAGAAGCUUGAAAGCAAAAAAAGUGCCUCGACAAAACAUCAAUUUGAAGCCGGCUUCUGCACAACGCAAAGCAUGCAAACAUAGGCAGUGUUCAUCAGUGUGAUACCAAGAAAACCUCAGUCCUCCCCAGAUGAAGCAUCCUGCAGCUGAACCUUUCACACACCUGCAAACAGUCUGCAAGCAGACAAACAGAGAGCAGGAUUGUUUUAAAGAGUGUUCGGAGAGGACGCACAGAAACAGUGAGUCAGUCUGCAGAAAAGUCACACUGCUGCCAAUCAACCCGAAAUCUGCAUCCCUCUUUGUCAAAGUGCCAUUCUCUUUGAGAGAGCUGCAACACUUACUCCUGCAGGAAAUUAUUAACCGAUCAGGAUUAAAACUGAACAUUUGAAGCCAAGUGUUCCUGAAACUGCUUUAGCUGCAUGAUAAGCUCAGUAACUCCAUCUAGAAGGGUUAACUUAUUCUUCAUUGGUACGAUUUAUUCUCAAUUAAUCAAAGCAUCUCAGUGUUUUUGCUCGAAGGCAUCUUAACAGCAAAGCUACACUCUAAACUGACUCUAAACCGAUUUCGAUUUUUUUAUUCAGUGACAACUUCACCAAACUUCACUUUAAAGAUAAAAAGGUUUUCUAUCGUCUCUCAAAACAAAACCACUGAAACCGAUGUAGCGGAUAUGCGAAGCCAGUAAGUGGCGCUGUAACGCUGCACAGGAAAUGCACAAAAGACAGAAGAAGAGUACAAAGCAUGUGUAUAAAGGUUGAUUUGACAUAAAAGAGUUACGCUGUGUGUCACAUUAUUGUUUCCAGAGAUGCAGAUGGACAUCCACACGGAGAUGAAAUGGACGUUGUUUAUGGAUUUAUACACUCUCUGACCCGUUUUCAAUAAGUACCAUUCACAGUCACCUGAAAUGCCGUUUCCGUGUGAAUGAAACGCCGUUACGACAAAAAAUCUUUUGCAUUUACUCCUGAAUUAAUUUCCGUGUGGACGGGUUGAUACCGCCUUCAGACAGACUUUACAGCGGGGAGUGGUUUUCUCUUCAUGUGAAACUGUGAAGUCGUACCAAUUCCACACAACUGACUCGCUCUUGACCUAUUUAGCCACUAAAUUAUCGCCUUCUUUUGCAAACGCCAUGUUUGUUUACACUGGUGUGCGUGGGAACUUUGGGGGGUAACAGUCGCGAGACAUGAUAGAGAGGAAAAUCAAUUAGACAAUUUUAAUUUUUUUUAACAUCGUCAUGAUCAAAUGAUCCGAUUACGAUUUAACAUCGAUUAAUCGUGCAGCCCUAACAGACCCUUAAGGCCGCAGCUGCCUAUUGAAUGAAUUUCAAUACUGGAUUGUUUUUUUUUUGGUAUUGAUCUGAAGAUGGAGAUCCCAGUCUGUGCUGGUCAGAGGUCCAUAGAUUUGGAAGAGGAGAAAAACUGCCAGUUGGAGCUAAAAGGAAAAGCGGGAAAGUGGAGCGUACAGUCUAACUGACUCCGCCUCCUCUUCCCAACAUCUCUCAACAGACGCUCUCAUUUUUGAGCUUUCUUCCCUCAUAAAAACGAGAAAGUAGCUGCUGCUGAACAAAACUGCCCUUAAAUACUUCUUAAACGCAUCCGAUCGACUCUGAUCAGAAAGAAGAGUAGGCGUUUAUGUGUACACGCAAAUGUGGCUUUAAUUACAGCCACCCUUCGUGGAAACAUGCUUUAACUGUAAAGUGAUGUGACUAAUAUUGAUAGUGUGAAAAAGUCAUGUGUCGUGUACAGAAUGAGGCAAUCCCGUGUGCUUUGGUUGUGCGGUCACAUGGAGAUAAAACAUAAUUAUCCUAAAGGAUUAAUUAGGAUUAGCUGCAGAGCCCUGGAGGAUAAAUGUGUAUAUGAAGAUAUAUAAAUCAUGUGCGACCCUUUAAACCCCCUUUAGGUAAAUGAGCUGCUGUUUGUUUUUAUUCCUCAAUAAAGAAAAAAAAAGUGUGCAGAUUUGGGUUCAGAGUUUCUUCUGAAUACAGAUCCAUCUUCUCUUUGUGUAAUAAAAUACUCUUUUUUUCUGUAUGAAUGUGAUUUAAUAGGCUUUUUUUUCUGCAUGUCGUCCAUCUUUGCUAAUCCUCUUCCCUUUCCUUGUAACUUUCUCUCUCUCUCGUCUCUCUGCUCCGUCCACUCUGUGCUAAUGAGGCUGAUAUGGACUGUGGUUUUUCGUGGCUGCAGGCGCGGCCUCGGUCCUCCUGCUGUCUUUAAAAGAGCAAUGAAACUGAUUUCUACACACAGCCUUUAUACAGAUAGUAAAUUUUCUAAUUCUUCUUUUUAUAAAAAGACUUAACGAUGGAAAUAUGACCACAUGAAGCGGCGGUGACUGUGAGAUUACAGCGGGUUAUUAAUGCCCUUCAGCCUCACAUACACACACCACACAAUUGUUGGUUUUUCAAUAAUAACUUGCAGACUUUGUGCAUUUCUCUGCUCUCCUCUGUCUGCAAACAUGUAUGACCCUCCUGUCGAGAGGCGACCGGGCUGAGAUAUCAGAACAUGCAUUUUCCAUAUAACACACGCUUCCUGCUGGAGUUCAUUUAAACUCUUUGCGCUCGGGUGGGCAGCCUCUGUGAGCAAUUCAAAUGAGUUUCUUCACACUUAACUGGUUUUCGGCUGACUUGGCAUGUAAGAAUAAUGUUUUAUGGCGGAUAUCAACCCAUUUUAACCCGAUACAGAGAAAUGAGCCGAGAAGGCAGGCGGUGUAAUCCUGAUAAAUUGAUGUGCUGUAAUGAUAUCUGCCCUCUUAAGACACCUCAGCCGCACAGCACGGUGCUUUUUAUCAGUGAGAGUGGAGAGGAUCACCAAGGACAGCGAUAACAUAACAGGAUAUUUUAUUUAAAAUCGUUUGUUAACCAGGAAUUAGCUCAAGAUGCAGCAACACUUUUAUAAUUCAACAGACGCUCUCACCGCUGUUGUUCAAAGAGCGAUAAGUCAACAGACCCAUUAGAAGCUCAUGUCCCUCGGCUUAACCUGCGCGCACACUUUGACAACAGCAGCACCUUUGACCUCGACCAUCCUGGACCGCUGAUUUAAAACGGUUACCAGGUUACCAGCGUCAAAGGUCUGGCGGUCUUGUGGUCAGUUGCUGGUUUACAGCCGUUUCAGAGCAGCCAGGAGUGACCCUGUUGUCCGAUGACUUUUAACCAAACGUGUCAGUGGUUGUCAUGGUAAUGAAAGCUUUUAAAUCAGGGAUAAGGUCCUUGAGAGUCUAUCCUGUAUACCCAUCAGAUAUUUCUUUGACAGAAAAAUGAAAUUUGGCGUAGCGGGCCUGGUGCCCCGGUUUUGAUCCUAGUCCCUCUUCCUGCUCCAUCUACUAUCCUGUCCUGUCAAAUAAAGCCCAAAAACUAAACCUAAAAAAAACCUAACUGUGCCGCCUGCUCCUUUUUGUGAUGCUUUCAUUUGAUUCAGCUCACAUGUCUCAGUCACUGUCCUCUUGAGAAAUGAAGCUGCCCGUUAGUAUUCUCUGCGGACUAAUCUAAUGAGUAGUACACUGAAGUCGACUACAUUUGGAUCUUUUGAAGAGUUUGACACCUCGAUCAAAACACUUGGCUGGAUGCGUAUCUCAUUGUUUCACUCAGAUGGUUGGGAUGAUUGAACGCUGCUGUUUUUUCAUCUACAUUUCAUUCUCUGAGCUGCUUCUACUCCACAGAUGUUAGAACAAAUCCUCCACUGAAGUGUAGGGCUGCAUGAUCAAUCGAUUUUAAAUCGUAAUCAGAUUAUUUGAUUAUGAUGAUAUUCGUCAAAAUCGUCAAAUCGAUUUUCCUCUCUAUCACGUAGGCUCCUCUUGCCUGUGGAUGUGCUCUCCAGUUCCCACACACACCAGUGUAAACAAACAUGGCGUUGGCAAAUGGCAAAUGAAGGCGAUAAUUUUGUGGCUUAAUAGGACAAAAGCGAGUCAGUUGUGUUGAAUUGGUACAGCCUCACAGUUUCAGAUGAAGAGUAAACCACUCCCCCCUGCAAAGUCUGUCUGAAGGUGGUAUCAACCCGUCACCACGGAAAUGAAUUCAGGAGUAAACGCUAAAGUUUUUUGUCGUAUCGGAAUUUCAUCCACAUGGAAACGGCGUUUCAGGUGACUGUAAAUGGGACUUCUUGAAAACGGGUCAGAGAGUUUAUAAAUCUGUAAACGACGACCAUUUCAUGUCCAUGUAGAUGUCUAUCUGCAUCUCUGGAAACGAUCAUGUGACACACAACGUAACUCUUUUAUGGCGCCAAAACAACCUUUAUACACAUGCUCUGUACUCUUCUUCUGUCUUUGGUGCAUCUCCUGUGCAGCGUUACAGCGCCACUUACUGACUUGGCAUAUGUACAAGAUCGUUUUCAGUGGUUUCGUUUUGAGAGAUGAUAGAAAAACUUUUUAUUUUUGAAGUGAAGUUUGGUGAAGUUGUCACUGAAUAAUUUGUGCAGCCCUUCUCAAAUGUGUUUAAUCUCGUGGCUCAUUUUGUCCAUUAAACUAUCUUGCUCCUUUUAAGAUCUGAUGAUAUGUUUGUGAAAUCCGACCCUAAAAUACGAUUUUUGUAACCCUCUUCGAAAGCACCAUCAGAGAGGUUAGGAAAGCCAGCUCUCCUGAGUCCUUAUCCUCACAAACACAAGGCCUCCAGGUUUAAUAAAGGUGCCAGUCUGAAGAUGAUUGAUCUAUUGAUAUUUUAUAUGUCAUCACGGUCCAGCAGUUCUCCCUGAGGGUCAGCGUGUUUGUGUUGAACUAUGUGUGUCAUUUGAGUUAUAAUCACGGCAGAGUGACAGUCGCCAAGCUGCAGGGAUUUUAAAGUUAUAGAUCGCGGACCUGAGAAGUCUUCGUGACCCAAAGAUCUAGUUUUGUCUAAUCCUGAAACCUCCUGAGUCCUCAGCAGUCAGGAGUUUUGUUAAAAAGGAAAGCUUUCACUGUUAUCCCAGGUUGUUAUUGGACUGUUGCGGGGAAUCUUGCCCUUCCACAGUAACUGUAUGAGUCAUGGUCAAAGUGGAGAUCAGUUUGUUAAUGCUGGUUAAACAGCGCAGUCAAAAUCCUCCACUCUUGGCAGUGUUGUUCCCAUGAUUUCCCCGGAGAGUUGGAUCCAAGUCCAGAGAAAGCUCUGUCCUUUUCAAGUCCAUUCAAGAUGAAAAAGGAAAAAAAAACUUGCAAGAGUGGAAUCUUACUGGAUUGACCCACAAAAACUGUAAAAACCAAAAUGAUCAGCAUGCAUUAUAUCUUCAGUUGAAUAUUACGUCUUUUAAACCUCUUUUUUCUCUGACAGACCUUUCACAGCGCCCAACAAUUACUCUUCUUCAUGUCAUAAUAAAAAUGACUGACAUCCUCUAAUCACCGAGGGGUUCUCUCCACCACAACAGCCUCACGUGGCCGUCCACCCACUGCACAGAGGGAAUCCCCAUGUGGUCACUGUGGCUGUCGAUCAAAUCUUGUUAUACCCAACAUGAAAAGCUCCUGAUGUGGUCUGCGUGUGAUGGAUCCUGUAUAUGUAGAGCGUCACAAUAACAUGAGCUGAGUAGACACUUCAAAUCGCCUCUUUUACCUGGCUCUCCACAGACUCCCUCGCCUCUCUUCUCCCAUGCAGACGAGAGAUUUGGAGGUAGAGUGUGCACCCUGGCUGGAUAUGGGAGAGCUUAAAGGGAUAUUCCGGCGUGAUUCAAGUUACAGUCAAACACACCGUAACACCAAGUUAGACACCCCCUUGAGAGAUGAAUGUUGCUUCUCUAGUUAUACCAACUUUAGUAACGACCACAGGAUAGCAAUACAGAGCGGUCUGAGGAGCCAUAAACAAACCUCAACCAAAACACCACUCUAUAGCCACAAAUAAUGCAAAUAACUUCAUCAACAGGACAUAUAGGGUCCCAGCCAUAGUACUAGACACCAAACAUCUUUUUAACUUUGCUUGAUUUCUGUAGCAAAGAGACUAAACACAGCCCACCCACUCUCCUUCAAGCAGCGGCUUGUUUGUAGGGAGCCCUGACGAGUCAAUCACAGAGUGCAGCGGAGUUUCGCAGCUCAAGGAAGAACAUUUAUGAUUAUUACUUCAUGGAAAUGCAAUCAGACUGAAACACUAAAGCAGAAGAACUCCCAUGUCUGCAGUGCAAAAUGAUUAAUAUGGUGAUUAUUACUUCAAGAAAAUGACCCGCUGCACUCUGUGAUCGACUCAUCAGGGCUCCCCAGGACGCAGUAGUUCUUCCGCCUUAGCGUCUCGGUCUUGCCUCCUCAGACAUUUUUCUCUCUUAUAUUCAGAAGUCGAUCUGGACCGACCUCUAUCCACACCAGUACAGAGAGGCACGUGCCUACUUGAUUACCCAUGAUGUUCUGGCUCUUCCCACCCAUCUGUCCUCGAUGCUCGGGUGUUGAGGGACAUUAGGGGCCAUGUGGCAGGUUAUGUAAUUAACUGGUAGAGCAUGAAUUGUUGGAAAAGCUCAAAAACUAGUAAUCAGUUUACGGCUAGAACACCAAGCUUUUAAAGCUCGAUCGCUCAGAUGUCUCUGCAGACAAAAGAGUCUCUCUGAAGUUAAACACACAAACACAUCAGUUGUUUUUCUUCAUGGUGCUAAUUACCCAUGUCUCCAAAUGGAUUUGUUUUCUGAUCUCGGUGGGGAGUUUGGAGAAUUUAAAUACCCCACCUGCAUCAAAGGGGAGGUGCGAGACACCGAGACGCAUUAAAGGCUCUGCUGUUUAUUAUUGAUUCAUGCUUUGACCUAGAAAGCAGUUAAUAGCUAACAAUUAGGCUGCAGGACACCUAACUAUCCUCUAUGGUGAAAGGGAUGGGAGGAUAUAAUGCAUCAGCACAUGCCUGCAGUGCUCAAUAAAUCAUUCAUCAUCCUGCAGGAGUGAAGCUGCUCUCACCUGGGCUGUGUCGGGUGUUGCGGCAUUCUGAUGCAAGUUUGCACAACUCUUAAAUGAGAAUUUGCACUGCUGCUUCAAAAGGUUGUUGUGGUGUUGAAACAGGACAGCAGCCUUUCACAACUCCAUUAUCUCGAACAGCGAAGGGUGUCGUUACUAACAGGUUUGUUGGCUGGGCGCGGACAGCAUGUACACUCAUGAGAUCAAUGCCAAGAAUCUAUAACAACACAAGCUGGCAUCCCUCCAGCAGGAUCCAGCCAGCUGGGUGGGAUUACACAGGGAAGCAGUAAUGUAUACGAGAGGGUUGAAUGGUUUAUUGUUCUUGUCUUGUUUGUUUCUCCUGACGUCUCUAAAAGCUUUAAAUAUCAAGGGAACUGUUAUUCAUUAUUAAUUCCUAAGAUUUCUGAGCAGAAAAGUCAAACAGGAGAUGCAACAAAAAUUGCCAUAAGACUGGGCGAGUUGGCAGAAAAAUUGUCACAAGAUAUUUUCUCGAUAAUUAUUACUUUUUGUUCGAAUUGCCUGUUUUAAAGCAUCUGUACUAAAAACUGAAGAAACUGGAGAUUAGGUCAACAUUUUAUUAACAUACUGAGCGAAUUGAAUGAGAUAAACUAAAAAAAAAAAAAAGAAUAUUUUAACUCAACAAUACAACAAAUGUAGAUAAAUACUAAAUAAUACAGUAAACUAGUGUACAGUGUUUAGAGAACUUCUUCAAAUGAUUAAACAGAUCUGUUGCAUUGCUGGUUUUUGAGGGCACUGACCGCCGACAUACCUUGCACAUCGGUUUAAUAGGUCGACAUCACUUUGGAGAUACCCAAACCAACGCCACACAAAGAUGGCAUCUUCGGAGGAUGACUGAGUCACGGCUGACAUCUAUUUUCCUGCCCUCAGCUCCGCGUUUAGCUCCAUGUUCGGUCAUUCUAAACUUCUCUGGUAACUUACAGAAGUGGUGCAGGAAAAGCACGACUCUGAUUGGCUGAGUAAAUAUGCUCACAGCUGAUCAUCGUGAUCAAACUGAAAUAUGUCACGAUCAUAUAAUCACCCGGUCCUAAGUUGACACACGAGAAAUGCCAGCUGACUGUUCUGACUGUUUGCAGAUAAGUCACUUCCAAGUCAAGUCCUAAGUCCCCACUUGUGCUGGAGCACCCCGAAUCCACCCAUGACACCCAAUUCUCCUCUUUUAAUAGCGCCAUGACCUCCUCCUUCCUACUUCUUUUUUGCCUUUCUGUGCCUGAUCCUUAAGAAAAAAAAUCAACAGAAACAUCUUUAAAUUCAUAUGAUUGGGAUUCAUAAAUGAUUGCACUCAAACUUUCUAGACAUCUAAAGAAUAAAAGCAUGACUCGUCUGCUGUUCUACAUGAGAAGCUAAUGGACCGACAGGAAAUGCUGCCAAGGUUUCCUGCAGGUAUGACAUGAGUCACUGCCUCAGAAAAUAACUGAUGAGGCCUAAUUUAUCCUCCUUUGGCAUGCUGCCGCUGUAGACAAAUGGCACUUAGCAUACAAACGUCAGCCACUUCUGCUGUGGAGUAGAUCAGCGGAUAUGGAGAUAGUUGGAUCACAUGGACCUGUCUGUUGGAAUGAUAUCCUGCACUUUGCAAAACAACUUAAAAUUGAGUAUACACAUGCCGUACUCUAGAGCUAUUUCAGUGCAGGAGGAAACAUGUCAGAGAUGAGGUUAAGCCGGGUUUACAGGUCUGGCUAUAAGUCCAGUGACCAACUCAUGAAAACCUCUGAGUGCGUUCAGCUGGGGCACUCUGGCGCCUGGUCACCGCGGACGAUUGCAUAUGCAAAUGUAAUUAAACCCACGAAAAGCCAAUCUCCUGUUGUCUGCUGAUGUGUCUCCUGUUGUUUCCUAUUUGUGUUACAGAAAUUACCACAAUGACCUGCUUGUAGAUUUUUAUUGAAGAUGUCGGACAGACUCACACUGAGAAACGUCGAAAUCAACAACAAAAAUACGUUUUUUUUAAACUUUAUUACGGACGUUCUGAUUUAUGUUUGUUGGCAUUGAUUGUCCAGUUACAUUUCAGAGCAGAUAUAGAUUCAAUGUCGGUCUGCCUGGGGAACAAGCAAAUGAUAGCAUCAGCGUUGUAGUCCAGUAACUUUAUCAACAGUCCAGGUCACUUUAGCAUCUCUCCCUAUUUACAGUUUGCACCUGAACACAUCCCUGUUCAAGUUUAAGUUUGUCCUCAACUUUUCCUAAACGGGUCUUUUGCAUAUCCAACAUGUUGCAUCACUCCUACCUGCAGCGUGUGCAAAAUCUUUUAAGCAAAACGCACAAUCAUCUCUUUAUCCAAAGAGGAACAAAAUAGCCCAUAAAUGCAAAUGCUGAAAAACACACGGACUAGGCCUUUAUUUAAACUAAAUCACUAGUCAGUGCUCUGAAACUGUCAAUACUUCAGUCCGAGUCGAGUUUCGAGUCCUGAGAAGCAGACCAGAGUCCAAGACUUGGACUCUGGAGCUGGAACAAUGGAUAGCAGUUCAAACUUUUGUAUAAAAAAACAGUCUUGACAAAACUGCAGGACUGAGAGUAAAAAUUGGGAAAGUUGUCUCUGAGGAUCUCAGCAGGUGUUCAGCACUGUUUGUGAAGACUCGGCUCUCAGAUUUGCAUAUCAGAAGACUAUGUUCUUGGUGGAGGUCUGCACACUUAAAGUUUCCCUUUAUCAAAAUGAAUAAUCGUGCAUCUUAUUUUUUAAAGAUUUAAUGUAAUUUUUAACGACCUUGUCUCCAAAAAUAGAACAUAUUUUGAUUGCAGUUGAGCAUUUAUCUACGUAUCUGUGAUCGUCUAACGGUGAAAGUUUCAGUUUUUUGGUAUCAUGCACUCAAAAGGCCUUGACUUUGCAAAAGUGCACAGAUGGAGAGCAGCAGAACUUGCCAGAACAGCAGGUCCUUUAGCCCAGCAGUAUCUAGAACUUUCUGUCAGGGUCAGCAGCUGUACUUUUGACACAAACUCACACACACUCACACUCACACACUCCGGCCUGUCUGAUCUAAGGGCAGAAGGACUCAGUGAUGUGUUGUGGCCCGCUGAGCCGCCUAGAGGAUCCUGAUGCAAAGAGACGCCAACUGCUGCCGUGAUACAUAUGAACAGGGUGUGAAGGUACCAGAGACCACAGCAGGAGAGUCACAAACUGAGGAGUUUGUCUUCUCCCACACGAGUUGGGUCCUGAAGUGAGUUUUUAAGCAACGUGUCCAAGAAAUCACUGAGUCACGGCUGUUGCUCAACAACCUCGACAACCCCUGCAGAUGUACUGGGGGCUGUCUGUGCAACCAGGCUGCGAAUAUCAACUUAGUGCCAUGUUCAUGAUGGUGAAACAAACACCCAUAAACAUAUGCAUGUCCAUGAGAAAUGACAUGCAAACAUAAACAUCGGGAAAAGAUGUGGAUGUGUAAGUAUGCUCAGACUCUAGAGGCAUAUUCAGCUUUUCAGAAAUAGUCCUAUAUAGGGAUGCACGAUAUUUAUCGGACCGAUAAAAUAUCGGCCGAUUUGGGGGGAAAUUACGUCAUUUUUUAUCGGUCCGAUAGGUGCAUUUUUCCGAUAGAAAGAUCCGAUAUAUUAAUGAAAUUACAAGUAACGUUUGCAGGCGGAGUAGCCGCCCGUCCGAGACGCGCUGGUUACGUCAUCUAUCGCGCCUUACUCGCAGGUCCCAAGCCUGACCCCGUCACUACCUGACAGAUAAUAAAAUGUCUUCACCAGCAUGGUCGUUUCUCUCAGUGGCAGAAGAUGACAACAGCAUUGCUAUAUGCAAAACCUGUUCAGCGAGGAUUCCGAGAGGAGGAAAGAAGACGUCAAGUAUUAACACAACGAAUCUGAUAGCUCAUCUGAAAAGUCGCCAUCGCGGCGAAGCGGUAGUAAAAGAAUAUGAGACAGCCGCCGAAGCUUCUAGCGGUACUAAAGCUAAGACAACAACACUACGGAGGAUCGAUGUCCCCAUUCAGCAGGCGUUUAAAAACUGCAAAAGCCUCUCAAGAGACAGCGAAAAGGCUAAAGCCUUUAACGACAAAGUGAUGGAGUUCAUAGCGGUCGACGACCAGCCUUUUUCCGUUGUUGAGAACCCGGGUUUUCGCAAGUUAAUAGCACACUUGGAGCCACGUUACACUCUCCCAAGCCGCCGCUUCUUCUCGGAUGUGUCUCUUCCUGCACUCUAUGAUAUUGUCGCCACAUACAUUCACAACCUGAUCGACAAGAACGGACUACACGUGAGUUUUACCACAGACAUAUGGACGUCAGAUGUUAGUCCGGUCAGCAUGCUAAGCCUAACGUCUCAUAAUAGCUCCUUUACAGUUUACAGUUCUGUUGAACAGCUCAGGGGAUCAAAUGAAGUUCUGCUUUUUGCUCUGUUAUUGUUAUUUAUAGCAAAUGACCACAUUUGAAGAGCCAAAAACUUUUGUUUGUUGUUCUAGAUAGGCCAGAGCAACAAAAACAUCAGUUUUCAAUCGCUGCAUCCUGCACAAACUGCAGAUUAUAUGAAGAUUAUAAUAAAUGUAAAAAUAUGAAUUUAUCGGUUAUCGGUUUCGGUAUCGGCCAUGAGAAGAAGAAAAUUAUCGGUUAUCGGUAUCGGUUGAAAUUUUUCAUAUCGUGCAUCACUAGUCCUAUAACACAGCAACACGUGUAAACAAACAGGUGUUGACACAUGCAGUAAAAACAACACAUUCACAUGUUCACCCGAACAUACAAAGAGGUUCAAACACUAACACAAGCAUGUUCAAACACACACCAGCAGCACGUCAGCGGCGCACAUGCACAGAUGGGCUCCCUCUCUACCUCUGCAGCGACUGUGCUGUGAGGAAAUGACUCAUCUGUCUGGCCUGAAUAUUUGCACCUACAUUAUACAACAUCACAGGGUCGGCCUCCGCUGUCCGUUUAUGAGGAUUUAACAUCAAACAACAGCGUUUAGUUCGGGUCAGGAGGGUUGGAUAGAUUAAAUACAGAGGUAACUUUUUAAUAACUGCAGGGUGAAGUGAAAACCUCAAUAUGAACAAAAUAUACACACACAACACGAUGACUCUGUACCGACACUGAAGCGUGGGAGGUAUCCAAAGUCGCUUCUCCUCAACUAGAUUCUUGUAGACCUUCAGCGAACAGAAAAGUGGGAUUUUUAGGCUAAACCUAUUUUUGGGAGCAGAGAUAGUCUGAAGGCAGAAAAAAACUGAUGAAGUUUAUUAAGAGGCUAUCUGAGACGGAGUAAUGAGCUGCGAGGUGCAGGUAUUUUUAGACCGCUCCUUUGUUUAUUUCAAAGUAGGGCUGCAUAAUUAUCACGCUUAUUUUUGAUUGAUAUUGAGACAUGACUGCUCUUGGUUUGGAAUCUGCACCACAUACAUUUACUCAACUUUUAAACUCUUUAAAACUACAGAGCCCUGAAGAGAUGAUAAAACUCGCCUGUAGCAGGGUAUUUUUUGUAUGGUGUUGUUAAAAAUAAAAGAACCUUAACUGCUUUUUAUCACAGUAUGCAGAUCCGACAUACCAUUUUAGGACUGCAACGAUUAAUCGACGUUGACAAAAAUUCUUAUAGAAAAAAAAUCGACAAUGAAUUCCAUUGUCGACUAUUGUCACCGAACUUGUUUUUUCCAGUAGAGUGAGGCAUCUUACUUCAUUAUAAUCUCUGCCUAGAGUCACACAUGCGCAAUAGCAUCUCCGUCGAGUGGUAGGGUAUUCAAACAUGGCGGCGCUGGCUUCCCAUACAGGAGCUGUGAAUGCACGCUUAAAAACCUCCAAAGUUCGGGAGCACUUUAGCCAAGAUAAGGCAGAAAAAAAAAUUAAAUUAAAUUCUUAAUUAUCCGACUAGUUGACUAUUAAAAUAGUUGUUAGUUUCAGCCCUAUACCAUUCAGAACUGGGAUAUGGAUCAUUGUCGUCCUGUUUAGCCCAACAGGUGUAAGUUCGUCAACUUAUGAUCAGAACAGCCUUUUUUCGGCUUGCUCUCUCCGUCCCUUGGCUUUUCAGACACCUGCCUCCUCCUGCUCCUCUCCCUACUCUCCUCUCUCCACCUGUGGCUGCAUGAUUGUCAUGUCUGUAUCCGCUCACAUAAAGGAACCACUGUUACCCUAAAAUACCCCUCGUGACGUCCUCCUGUCUUAGAUUAUCACUCAUUUUCCACCUGGCCCUCUGAUAGAACGCGCUGCUCAGUGGAAACAAUGAGAAACUCUCUGGCAACGGCAAAAGGCAGCAGAUGACCUUCACUGCACCCUCUUGACAAGCAUCCAAAAUGGCCGCCCUCUUCAAUAUGUCACCUUGGCACGAAAAGCCUGCCGCUUUUCUGCUUUAAUUACGCCUCCAUCAAUAAACGCUUGAAGGUUUAGGAGAUUCUUUUCAAGUUUCUGCACCCAGACACGAACACACAGAGGUAGACACACACGGUAAGAGUCCCACUGUGGAUGAAAAACAAACAAAAGAGCUCAUCAGUUAGGUCCACCACGCUCUGAGCUGCCGUGGGUCCAUUAAACUGUGCUGCUCCAUUUGGUUUGCCAUCAUCAAUCACAACACCGCGACUGUUCGCUGCUAACUGCCUCUGCAGGUGUGUUUCUGCACCCUGCACAAUGGACAUGUUUUUUUCUGGGGGCUUUUGUGAGGCUGUUGUGGUUCUGAGACGUGGGGAGGGGUCUGGAGGCAUGAGAGCUGUGACUUUGUCUGAUAUAUGGCACAAGGUUGAGCUGAAAGCCUCGGAGAUGAAAGACGUGCCGCAGCACAACGCCUACAGAGAUUUCACUCAAGGUUACAGCAAGACUGGAGCUUUAAUCCCCGCUGUGACGAUGUAAAAAUAUCGCUGUAUUAACCUUUAACAGGAGGACAUGCUGGUGCAGGAGGAAACUACCACAUUUUUAGGAGAUGCAGCCUACUACCCGUCUUAACAGUCUUUUCAUCUAAAAUCUUGAUUUUGUGUUGAAAAUAGUUUAAAAGUAACCCCUCCUUUUCCCAAAUAAACCACCCUCCUGUAUCCCUGUUGGUUUUCCAUCUUCACACUUAAUUGGUUUUAACAGCGUCCACCUCAUCUCCAAGGAAAGGUGUGAAUCACUUCCCUGAUUAGCUGGAAAGAACAAAAACCAGCAGGUGUCUGGAUCCAAAUCACUGAGCUUACGAUUCCUGCUAUACCUCUCUUUAGUCAACUUGAAAUAAUAAAAAUAGUCUCUAUUUAUGACUUUGUUGCCUUUCCAAGUAGUAAUCCUUCAACACAGAUUCUCAGGCUGCGUUCACAAGUUUGUAGAUACUUUAAAAAAUGGAUUUGAGUCAGUUUUUAAAAUAACUCCUGUCCCCUAGAGCGGUUUUUGAAUAUAGAUCUGUCUUUGCCACGGUGUAGAAAUGGUUAAAAAUGCACCCCAGGUUAGUAAAUACAAUCAUACAACACAAUACAAGAGCUUAACUCAUUCAGUGCCAUUGACGGAUUUUUCAGUUUUAUUGCCAGAGGGCGCUCCUCCCCAACAUGAGACUAAGUUUGGGGUCGUUCUGAACGCAGAAAAGCCGACAAAUACGUCACAACCAUGUUACAAUAACAAAAACAAGUACUCGCCAGUGAGAAGUGUGCCAUCAGGUGUGCCAAUUAGCCAAUUUGUGGAGUGUUUUUUCUCUAUGAGGAGAGUAGGAAAAUGCCGAAGUCAUUAGCCAAGAGCUAGUAGUCUCGGGACAUCGGCUACCUUGGUCGUGGAGCUCCCGGUACCAGACCUUCGCAUCGUCAGCCGGCAAUCAAAGAAACAAUUUCCGGCGUCUCGUUGGUGCUGGUACCGGUGAGCGAGACUGAGCCUUAAUUCAGCGAUAGUUCAAAGAGGAGGACACGAGCAGUACAUGUGGUUUACGUCACGGUGUCAGGUUCAAUAUGACUCCCAGCUGUCACAAGGUGAUCUUUCACUAUUGGAUCUCGAGAGUGAUGAGGAGUGGUGUCGAGGAGGGACGACCUUAAUACCACCGGUAAAGUAGUUUAAAGUGAAAUGAAAUAGACGAUCAGAGUUCUGCUUUAAAGUCAAACUCCUCCGUAAAAAUGUGUUUUUCCAGGUUUCUUUCUCCAGAUCAGCAAAGAUGAUAUGACCACGCUGUAUUGAGCAGGCAAUAACUAAACACAGGAGUGGGUUAGAGACUAACUCUUUUUUUCUGGUGAAAGAAGAGAAUCACCCAUUUCUUUUGAGGUAUUGCACUUAAUUCUAGUCCAAGCACAAGAUAGUCUGUUGGUCCUGAAACAUACUAACAUUUCUAUUGCGGUCAAUGGUGGCACUGGGUGAAAACUGAGAGAACUGAAUGAGUUUGAUCCCCAAAGGGAAAUUGGUUAGUCAUCCUGAUUUGCUCCAUCUCAAUGAAAGAAGCUCUUCUUUUGAAUAAACUCUUCUCUCAGCAGAAACAUCCAUCAGUUGUUGACAAAAUAUGAUUAAAAAAAAAAAUUAAAGAGCAAAAUUUGCCAAAAAUUCAGAGAGACCAGACCUCGCUGGUGUAAAUGUGAUCUGCCCAUCAUGUCAAAACAUCACAGAUGAACAUGUGCAGAUUCAUAUAGAGCGUCUUCUCGGCUGAAUGUCAACUGUAAGCAGAUUUUAUUCAGAUGUGCACCAAUUAGACAAUAUCAAGUGUGAUAUAUUUGGUUUCCUUGGUAACACAUAAGCAUCCUUGCAGCCCCUCUGCACAUUCAAAUGGUGGGCCUUGGUUGCUUUGUCUCUCAGCAUGCAUCACUGAAGUAUGCCAUCUAUACAGUAUGUACAGACCAAGCUGCAUGUCCUGCUGGCCGUCAUCUGCCGAGCGUCCUUAACGGCCCUCGGUCCCAAACACUGCCAGGGUUUCUGUUGUUUGAAUCCUGCAGGGCUAAGCCAAGCUGAAAAUGUAUGCCCUCACGAUUUUGCAUGCUACCCUGGUUUUAAAGCCCAUGGUAUUUGGCCUCGCUGCAGUGAGGUGGGAAGGACAUGUGGACCGUUAGAGGGUGACUAAAGUGGGGGGUAGAGUGAAUUCAACUGUGCCCCGACUCUGUAGAUAAGACUGUAGUUACGUCAUCUACAAUCUGUCCCAGGGAAAUUCCUCAUUCACCGCUCUGAAGCGAGCAACAGGAGAAAAUAAGCACAGUGUUGCACAUGAGGAGGCGGAAAUGAUGGCAGGAGAUGUGCCAGCAAGUUAGAGACACCCACAGGUGGAAAAAUACAGAGAGGGACACACUGAGAUGUAGCUACAAGUGCUUUAUCUGUCAGGAAUGAGCCUGGGCUCAGGGUGUUUUUAACCAUCUUUAAAGUCGGCGUCUGGCGUCUCACUCUAAAUGCUUCCUGCCAGUUUACAUUAAGAAAAUAAAGCUCUAAUGGUCAGGAAUCGACCCGUGGUCCUACUUCGACUGUGACCGUGCAGUUGGCUUACCACAAUUUCUUAACUUAUUCAACCAAUCGGGAACUUCUGAUCAGACCGUGAUGACCCGCUCAAACAACAUGCAAAUGAGCUGAAAUGUUUCAGAACCAGCUUUAAGGUUUUAUCCCCAAACUCAGAGACCUUUGAUUAGUGAUCAGCUUUUGUAUGAGUUGAUCUCUCAUCUCAAACAUAAGAAGGAGGGAGCACAAACAUAUUUACACCCUCUAAAAAGUCCGGGUUACUUCAGGUUAAAGCUAAAGUUUCCUCUGAUCCUGAACUCAGUUUCACAGCACAAGCUCCUCCUGAUUCUUCUCCCUUUAAAUACAGUUUCAGAAGGGCUUAAAGAACCGUUUACAGAGGAUUCCCCAAGGCUAUAUUGUUGUUGUUUUGAGAUAGCGGGAGUUUUUCAUGCGUACUCCUUCUGUGCUGAGUCACGGCACGAUUCAUCUGUCUCCCAGCAAACUCCAGCGCUCGGGCGAUGACCCCGGGGAGUCAGCUCUCACCUACCUGGAUGCUGAUUCUAAGCUUUCAAAGACUGAAUGUGCUGUCCAUAGCAGGCUGCUGUCUGGCUUUUUACAUAACACUGGUGUGUGGUGGACUUAACAUGCAGUUUGAGGACUCCCACACACAAAGUUCGCCUGCAGUAUUUACUCUUUGGAAAGUUUUUUGUUUGGAGAGAUUUGGAUUUUAAACCGAAGACGAGUUCAGCUCAGCAACCAGCAGAAUUAUAAAACAAUGAAAGUAUUUCUUAAAACAAAACUACUUCUCCACGUCCAAAAAAGUUGGGAUGCUGUUAUCUCACUUCUAGAUUUGUUCUUUUUAUUCAUUACUGAAGACGAAGUGGCAAUUAAUCUCAAGAAAAACUGAAACUGUGGAUGUUUGGUCGCAGGAUUCGUGAUGGAGGUGUUGAAUUUGGUUGCAUUAGAUUAUGUAGGUGUUUAUAAUGUUAUAUCGGGUCUGUUAACAGUAACCUGCAUUUUUGGGUGCAAUGAGAAACAUGGUUCGGACCAUAAAUAGACUGUAUAUAGAAUUGAUGCCGUCUGCGUCCUCGCUGGGUGAAGCCACCGUGAGAACAGCACCCUCUGGUGACAGGCUGCAGCAUAGCUCAUAAAUCCCGCCUCUUGCAGCAAUCCCUAUGGAGCUGUGGACAAACUUUAUGUACAGCUCCGUUUUUAAAAGUUAUUAGGGGGUUCAUGUUUUCUAUGAUUGACACUUAAUACAGCCUAUGAGUGUACAAAGAUCAUCACAGCAACUGUCAGCCACUCCCCACUGAAUGCGUACAAUGCUGCUGCAUAAGUGGUGGUUCCAGGAAGUGGAGAAAAUCCUGGAAAUACCGAGAGCAAUUCUGCUUCAAAUUCAUAUAAUGAUGGAAGGCGGAGCCAAGUUGUCCAUAGUGUAUACAGUCUGUGGUUCAGUCAAUUUUUUUGUUGUGAUUUAGAGCUCAUGCAGCGGUUUCCACUGCAGAGUCACGCCUGUUUUUAACUCUGUGUUGCCUGAAGAUCUGGGCCGUCUAGUGUUAGUUUUUGGCUUUUUCCUUUUGGACAGAGAUUUUUUAAGAUUCUCUAAAUCCUUCAGUAAACACACAUAUACCAUAGGUGAUAAAAUCUCAAAAUUCCUUCAUUUAUAUGUAAACUGAGGAUGUUGAUGGGAGGUCAAUAUGCAUUAAAGUAUCUGUGCUUUCAAAUGUUUGUGCACAUGUGGGGAAGGGGUCUCAACCUCCCUGGAAAUGACAUUUUUCUGCCGAGUCAUGUAACUAACCAUUUGCAAACUAAUCUGAAUGUUAUUGGGAGGAUGUUCCUGAAAGAGUAUUUUAACUGUUAUUAAUGUUUUCCCCUAUAUCGCUUACAUCUAAGACUGUUUUCAGUUAAUUAGGUUUUAAAUGAUUCUCAGACCAUCAAAAUCAGUUUUUAAAAACAUUUCACACAGCCUUUUGAUAUCGGGACUGCCAAUCUAUGUUGUUUAAUCUCAGUAUUAUCACCACAAAUCCUCCAGUUUAAAGUGCAUCUUAAUUUUUCUGACCUGACACUUCUCCGUCAAAGAAUACUUAGUCCAUAACGGUUUUACCAGAUCUGGAAUCAGUCUCAAUAAGAAACUAUUUCCCGGUCUCUCUUGUGGUAAAUUUACAUUUUCUGCAAGUUCAACAUCAUUUACUUUGUGCAAAGAUAUCUCAGAUCUAACUGUGUGCACCGAUUAAAGUCAAAACAAGACAGUUUGAAUCAGACUUUUGCAGAGCGGUGUGAAAGCAUUGCAGUAUAUUGUAGAAGUACGGCGAAUCAAUACUCUAAAGGUUGAUUUGUGUGACAGUUUGAAGCAAUUUUGGACAACAAGCCCUUAGUAUGGGAACUCUUUGCCCUUUCUAUGUGGGUCUUUAAUGGAGGGAGAAAAGCAGCCUGUGUUGCAAACAUGAAUAGAGGAGCUCUGUGUCGAAGCUGAGGGUCUCCGAGCUGCGUCGGUUAUCUGCUCACUGUGAACCUUUGUGAAGGUACACGGGCUGCACAGGCUCUGGAGAUGUGGGUGUUGAGAGAAAGGCUGCCAUGGCUGCUGUGAGUGGGAGUGUGAACUUCUGCUGACUGCUAAAAAGCUUUAUGAAGCUCCCCCGAGUGUUUCUCCUGAAGAGCAGCUGCGGGCACUUGAGAAAGAAGGUCGAAUUAUUGUUAGUGGAUCACAGGGUCACGGGUUAGAUACCCUUUUAACUGAGUCUGAAUUCAGGGAAGCUUUCACCGUGUUAUUCUCUCAAAAGGAAUCUUUCUUCUGCAAAUUAAAAUAAAGAAAGGCGCUGACUGUGUGUUUGUGGACAUCACUCAGCGUGCAUGUGUUGAGAAUCGAUAACUGGUUCUUUUUUUUAGAACUGGUUCCCAGUGAUUCGAUUACUAAGAAUCAUUUUACUGCCUCCUUAACGAUUCUGCUUAUCGGUUCCUCUUGCGUCUCUAUGCGUGAUGACGUAGUGGGGGAGAAGUGUGUUUUGGUUCAGAACUCCCUUACAUGGCGUCAAGGCAAAAGCACUCCGGAGUUCAUCUGUAUUUCACGUGAAAAGAUGAUACCGUGCCUACUUGCAACACUUGCAAAGCUUUAAAUUCGUCGAAGGGGGAAAUACUUCCAAUUUGCGGAAACAUUUGUCCACCCAACAUGCAAUUAAUUUGAGGAAAUGUAACGUGUUUGAUGCGCUACUUAGCGAAGGCGAGUUUGUUACAGACAAAAGCAUGAGCAGAGCUAACGUCUCGGCGUCAUCAAGGUAACGUUGAACUCCUCCAGGUCCUGUCUGUUCUGUAGAUGUUAGCGCCACGUUAACCUUCUUUGACUAUAUAAAUACUCUCCAUCUCCUUAAAAUACAUUUGGAUGAAGAUGACUGCCAGAGUCACGCUAGCUCAGAGGCUCCAGCGGAUGGCUCUCGCGCAACUUUGGCAGCCAUUUUCAUCGAGGCAGGGAAGAGUAAAAUGACAGAGGCGAAGAUAAACAAACGUCACGUAGCUGUGAGCAGAUUUGUGGUCCAAGGGGUACAUCCUUUUGCCACCGUAGAUGCUUCUGAAUUACGGUAGCUUAAUUUGUGUUACCCAUUUGUAUGAUUUGCUUAUUUCUCACUCAUUGAGAAUCGCAAAGGAAUCGUAUGAAUAAGUAUUAUCAAUAAUGGAAUCGGAAUCGCUAAAUUCAUAACAAUUCCCAUCCCUCCACGUUGAGGAAUUGGCAUCAUUUUCUCGAUCAUACAUUACGCACGCUGUGUUUACAUCUAUAAACAAAAGAAAGACUCCAUCACUGACGGCCACUGAGCAAAUAAAUCAUCUGCAAGACGUCCGGCGCCUGGAAAGAGAGCGACGAAAACAGCCAGAGAGAGAAAAGAGCUCUAAUUAGUUUGCAGAUGUGAAUUGGAUGAAAGUGUCUGGAUUUUUGGGGGGGAUGUUAAAUGUGUCACUGGCGGCGAAGGAGAAAGCCAGAGAAUCAGUCACUCAUAAAGUCUGUUUAAUGAAUCACUAAGGGCCAUCUAAAAUAACAUCAAGGUGUGAAUUUCACACGCACCCCCAACGCACCCCACCCCACCACAGACAGUUUUCCAAACAGCUCGACAAGACGAGAAAAUCAAACCGCUGCAUCAAACAGACACGGGUAUUUGGAGUAUGUAGAAAACAUGGUGUUUCUGAGAGUGUGGAGCUGUUAGAACAAGAAAUUAAAGGAAGGAACACCGGAGCCUGAUGUUCUCGGGAGCAGGUGACAAAUCUGGACUCACCUAAGCUGUGGUUGACUUCUUGUUUUACACAUUUUAACAACCAAAAAGGACUCUAGUCUGCAGGGUAAAACCAAAACUGCAACGUUGAGAUUCAGUCUUUGUCUUUAUGCUCAUUAGUUAUUCACACUUUAGUCUUCCUGUGUUCACACCAGGCACAAAUAUAAUUAUUUACUUGCUUAAUACACAUACAUCGGUUUGUGUUUACUCACUUAAUUUAUGCAAAUAACGUGAUCCAUUUUCAUGCUAUAUCACAUCCAUGCAAGGACUCAAACGUGCCAAUUUAUGCAAAAGCAUUUCAGUCAGCUUUCAUCAACCAUGGUCGAGGUCGACUCCACUACGAGGAUUUGUCGAGUUUUCACUAUUUACCAGGUAAUCCGACCUUCUCAUCCACUGUCUGCUUGUUUUUCCAGUUUCAAUUAUAAUAAAAAUGAGUCAGUUUAUCCCCAUUUACCUGAUAAAAGAACCUCCACAGGUCUGUUGUUGACAUACGACAUGUGACUUACUGACGCCUGUGUUGACAUAUGCAUCGAGUAGAUGUUUAGCUCUAACUGCCUUGCUGAUUUAUUGGGGAUUUAGAAUCGGUGAAAUUACUUAAAUAUGUCUUCUAAUAUUUCUAAAUUAGGGUAAGUUUAGGUGUUUAGAUGGAGUUAUUGAAGUCGCAGAAACGAAAAACUGUUUCAGUCUGUCAUAAAGGUGCAGUUUAGUAUAUUUUACAAACAUAUUAGAGAGAAGGAAAUUUUCAGAAAUCAGAAAUAUCAGAUUUUGAAUGUCCCACGGUCCACCAUUAGUGUUUUCAUCUCACCCACUUAUUGUCUUUACAAAGACAAAAAUCAUGCAGCCUCAUCUGUUCACUGCUUGUUAGAAAAUAUUGAAUAAAAUUACUUUAUUUAGUAACCUGGCUAAUUUAAAAUCAAAAGUCUAAAUGCAUGUUUAAAAGUUUUGAUUUUACAGUAAGAAGGACACUAAAGGGACAGUGUUUUGGCGUGGGUUUGAGGACCCACUCCGAUGAAAAUCAUGUUUGUCUUGUUGUCUACAUGUUCAUACCGCAUUUUUCUGAUGCUACUGGAUAUCUCAUGAGAAACUUGAGCAUGAAAUUGUAUUUCUGAGAAUUUCUUCAUUCAAAUCGCUGUGAAUCUCUGGCAGACCCAAACUUCAGGUUCAGACACAGUGAGAUUUCCUAUGUAGCAAAUCGAAGCUCCGCCCCCAGAGCCCCGCUAUGCAGGCCAGACUCAGAAAAGUAGAGAGGACAAUCGCAGAACAAGCGUGUGCGUUAGCAGAUUGCAAUACACAUAAGAAAGAUAAUUAUGAUAUUAACUUUCAUCAUGUCCCUAAAGACAUUAGUGUCCAAGAACUGAAUAGCUCCUAUGUUACCUGCUACUUCUACUACACCGGCAAUGUUAGGCUGCAAGUGAGGGUGAAGAGGAGUGUGCAGAGCAGUGCUGUCUCCGCCCACGACUCAGAGGCGAAUUGCUAAUGAUCUACUGGAGCUCUGCAGAAGAAAAGUUCUUAAAAAUGACACAGGUAACGUGGUUUUGGAAAAAAAAACUUCAUAACCACAAAUUAAAGACCACUGAGAACACUUUAACUCGUAAAAAAAAAAAGAUUGGAGUAGGACUUUAACACUUUGUCCCUUUUUUAAGAUUUAAUCAUGGGGUUGGUUCUCUGUACCCAAAGAUAAGACAGUGAGGAGGUAGGAAACUAGGAAGAGAGGAAGAAAGAGGACGAACAAGCUGCAAAAGGAAACAGAGCAGGUUGAAAAACUUAUAGGACCCCAGUAAAGGAUUUAAAGCCAAACUGGCCCUCCAUUCUUAUUCCUUUUAUGAAUUCAAAUCCAAGACUGCUCUGAUUUAUGAGUUUUAAUUAUACAGAAACCUCAACCAGGGAGUUAGUUCAGCAUUAAACCUGGACGCAGCGAGAUGCACAGAGCCUAGUUUGGUCCACAGAAUCUGCUCCCUUUAACCUACUAUGAUGUUGUUCUUGUUUGGUUCAGCCAUCUAACAUACUAUAGACUCUGCUGGUUGCCUGGCAACUGGAGAAGUAUACUCAAACAUCAAUAUGCAUACAAAAAUCUAUUCCAUUUGAUGCAGAGUUUUGUUCAAGAGGUUUUGCAGCUCCUGAGGCCUUCAAAACUCCUACAAUCGUCACGUUCAGAGGUAGGAUUUAUCUCGGUACAGACGAUAAUGAGCGAGGCUGACUUUCGACUGUUCAAGGGUGCAGUCGGGUAAUUUAUUCACCCACAUGUGAGGGUCAGGACCCAGAGCGAUGAAGACGACCUCCUGUCAGACAUUCGAUACAACCUGACACUCAUGAAAUCAGCCAGGCAGGGAGAGGACACACGGUCAGGGAGAGACUUUAUAUAAUGGGAAAAUAAAGGUGGAGACAAACGUGUGCGGGAAAGGUCAGACCUUCCACAGAGACUCAGACUAUCACUGACUCUGCACAAACACUUCACAUACAAUAACACUUUGAGUUGGGGUGACAUUGCUGCAGUCCUGUAAGCUGUCUGACUCCCCGGAGGUAAAAAUCAGAGAAUCAAUAGCAGCCUGGGGGUCAUGCUGCUGCUGAGGAGAAUUGCUCUUUCUGUUAGCAGAGUGAUUAUGAGACUGAAUUGGCGACUUUGUUAUCAGGGCGGCGCACAGUUCACACAUCAAUGCCAGGAUUUGUCCUCCAAGACAAUGAGGGGCGAAGAUAUCUGCUCAAUCCAUAUCUACAGAGCUGCAAGGAGACAUGUCCCACAGGCCCACAGAGCAGGAGGAACGAACGCAGACCCCAGAACAGCUGGAAAAGGGAGGAUGGUGAACGCCGUUUCAGUUUAAAAACACGGGAAAGUCACGUUUUGAGAGUGGAUGUUGUAUGUAAAGGCCAGGAUCAUGAUAGUUAAAAAAUCAGUAUGUAGAACUGUUCAGGAGCAAACUGUAUUUCUGCGUCACCUUCUCGUUUUAUGGUGAAGCAUCCGUUUGAUGAGGUGUCAGGGUUGGGUUUCUGGACUUGUUUUGGGGAUUUUAUAGGGCUGGGCGAUAUGGCUUCAAAUCAAUAUCACGAUAUAUUGAUCAGUUCACCUUGAUAACGAUAAAUGGACGACAACUACUCCACAAGCUGCUCACCCCCUCCCACAUUAACUUCGUCUACUUCAGCCGCUACAACUCUUGAACCGUCCUCCAUCUCCUCACCUGUCUUUCCCUCUUUGUUACGGACUGGAUGGGGUGGAGUCAUCGUCUCAAAGGGACGUGAGACCAUAGCCUACCUACACACAUCCAAAACCAACUUCUAUUUAUUUACUUCUUUGACACCAAAUAAAAUUACGUCAAUUAUUCUUGUAAAUUUUGGUAUCGGUGAACUUUCGGUUUAUCGCCCAGCCCUAGAAUUUCCUCAUGACAGCAGGACUUUCAUGUUCAAGCUGCCUCUCAGAGGACACAGCUGCAGAUUAAAGAAGGUAUCAGCUGACGUCUGGCAUGUGUUUAUUCUUUCUCUGAGCUUUUGGGAGACACGAUGAGAAGAUUGCAAAAACAGAGAGGCUCAUUUACAAUGCAGCGGUGAUGGCGCGCUAAUGGUGAAGCCGCUAAUUACUGAUGAUUCCAGCUGGGCCGAAAAGAGAUGAUAUCGAGUCAUGUGACUGGAGAAGUGUUGAUUAAUUAGUUUCUGCUUGUUUCCGCCCUCGAGGGGAAUCACUGGUGCAGCAGCAGCAGCUGCGGCGGCGGCGUGGCGUCUCAUCAAACUGACUGAACUUUGAGGCGACAGGUUCAGAGCAGCUCUGUUUGUUCACAACAACUGAAGAAGCACAGGAUGUCAAAUCUGCAGUUCACAGCACAAGCCUGACAACUCCAUAUUCACUCAAGUUAUUUAUGACUGCUCAACCUCCGACGAGAAUUUCCUCUGGAUCUCAACAUGUGAAACAAAAAGCAAACUCAGAUAUCAGGAGAAUAAACUCGAGGAGAAACUUUAAUCCUGGAUUUGGAGCUCGUGAUGUUUCCUGUUUAUCUUCCACGAAAUGUUUGCAUAGACUCUCUUACGCCAAAUGCGGGUCUCUCUAUUUUUGUUUGAGGCUCACUGAGGACUCUGUCUUCCUGUCCCUCCACGAUGACACCCAUCUAAUCCUCACCCUAACCAGAGAUCCUUUAAACUCUCCAUCUGCUCUGUUUAAAUAGGUUGAGACAUAAAUAUGUUGCAGAAGAAACAGAGUUUUCAGAGUCUGAAGUGAGUCACUGACGCUGAGUUUAGAAAAGCGUCUUUUAGCUUUACUUACUGGGUGUUUGCAUCAACUUUAUGUUAACAGAUAUAAGGAUAUAAAGUGUUUUUAUCUAACUGACCUUAAUUCAAACGGUGCAACAAGACUGUGCAUCUGAUGGGGAUGUAAAAUUCAUGAAAUACAAGCUGAAAACCAGCAUUUUGCAUCCAUUGUGCAGGAGUGACUGGAGAAUUACCAGCACAUAAAUAAACACAUUUUAGAUAAAACAACACAAUGCAUGAGUACUGUAGCAUUAAGAUCUACAGACUCUACACCGUUAAUCCUCCUCCUGUGUUUUUGAUUUUUAAACGCUUGAAAGAAACACGUAAAUGAGCUUUUAUGCAUCAAGACUUUUUGAAUUUGUCGGGAACCUCUAUGUCAACAAAAUAAAAACAAAAUAAUUAAAUUGACCCAAUUAUAAAAUGCUCUUAUUAAAAUUAUGGCACUCGUUGUGUUAGGGUCGCUGUUGACCGGGUUAGAUCAAUAUCUAAUAAUCAGAGCAAAAACUAAAAUCAUAACACUGACAGUCAGAUCCUCUUCCAAUCAUGUGAGAUUAAGGAAAUUCUCAUUUUUCCGUGUUUUUCCCUGCACAAAAAACAACGUCGGGCAUGUCCAGACAUGUGAGAUCAAUUGAGUACAUAUGUACGUUAGUACGCUAGUUAGUUAGUUAGUUAGUCUAUUGUCCACAAGUGUAAAUUUGUCUUUAGUCUCAUCAUGUACAAAAACAGAUCAACAGCAGCAAGGACAGCAGCAACAGACACAUAACAAAUACACACAAAACCUCAUGGCAGCAAAAGAGGGAGGACAACAGUGGCAUGUACUGUACAUGACAGGCAGAUCUAACGAGACAUAGGCCGACUAUACGCCAAGUAUAAUACGAAGUAUAACAAACGUGCUGUACAGAGGGGGAGAAGGAUACUGACAAAGAAAGGCCCAGAGGACCACAACAAAAAAUACUUUAAGCAAUAUUUUCAUGGAUAAUGAAGCCGAACAAGGUAACCUAGAGAUGAGAACCAAACUGGAUGAUUUAGCUGAUUUAAGAUAUGGGUCAAAACUGACCCUUAACAUGGUGGUAAAAGCUAACACAGGAGGAAGGUUAAAACAUCCGCAGUCUCUCUCUUCACAGUCUGGUGCUGCAGCUGGAGUUCCUUUAUCAUGAGCCGGCUUAGCGAUCUAAGCCGCUCUGACAUCAGUUCACUCCACAUCUGACACCUUGGAGCUCCAGUUAGCCCUCUAAAACCUGGCCCACACAAGCCUCUUCUCCCCGGGUCAGCACAGUCUGCCACAGACCAGCAGCUCUCCUUCAACCCCGAGGAAUAAAGGUUAAUUUUCCAAGUGAGCUGCUCCUGUCACAUGCAUUAAUGUUCUGACUCAUACACUGUGGACUGGCUGGCUGUGUGUGUUGGUAUGUUUGCCGCGCCGGGUGCUGGAUGCGUUUCGCUGACUGUGACUCAUACUCGGCCGUCGGCUCUGAGACAUGGAGCCUGUCAGAAGGUCUGCCGCUGACCGGCUCGGACACAGGGAGCCCAGUCGGUGUUUGUACGCGACAGAGAGCAUGUGGGUUUGUUUGUGAGCGUUUGUGGCCGAUCCUGCUAAAAUGAUUAAUCCUCGCUAGGAGCAAUGUCAGAAACUUGAACGCUCUUGAAUUACAUCUGUACCUGGAGCUUUAUCUUUACGCUCACCAUCAAGUAUUCAAUGUGGGAAUUACAUGAUAAAACAUCCACAUGAAUAUAUACAACUCUGCGUCUCAAUCAGAGCAAAUAAAACACACGUUUUAGCUCUGACACACCGAAAGCUUUUUUAAUACAAAAACAGUGUAACCGAGUCUUUAUUGUGUUUAAAAUCAGUCAUUUUACUGAAGCAUUUUCAGUAGGAAGUGUUGGGCUUCUCUUUAAAUUUGCUUUACGUCUGUAACCAAGUCAAAUGAGCGAAAAGCAAAAACGCUGCAAGCUCUUCUUAACUGUGACGGUAAGCUGAUUGACUGACGUAAACCACCGAUGGUCGGGUGAGUUAAUGAGGAGUGAAAAAGAAAAUCGGUAAAAGGAGCUUAAAAAGCUGACAGUGUAAACCUUUAGGUAAGCUGGUCAACUUUAUUGAUGGAGGGGGGUGGUCCACAGAGUGCAACAGCAAAGUAAAAGCGUGACUAAAGUAAACAACAACAUCCACACAGUCCCUUUGAGCAGGAAAGGUGUCUUGUUAGUUAUACCUCAACAGUUAGCGUUCAAACUUAAACUUCUUCAUAACUUAGUACUUUUUAACCCUCUCUCCACCCUCCGCCCUUGUCUCUGUUUUAUCUGUGAAUCUUGGUUAGCUUCCUCUUUUAUGUUGGACUUUGCUGGAGGGGCUGCAGAUCAAGAAGCCGAUCUAAAAGUCUGGCUCUGCCGUCGGCACUACCAUGAAUUCACUUGAGACUGUGGUGAGAACAAGGACUAACUAAAAACCGUUCAGAUCUUUGAAGCCAGUCCUUUGUUCGGAUGUUUUAAUGGACUUCUGACGUCUCUGUGUUUAACUAAACUACUUUGAGGAUCCUUAGCCCCAGCAGCAGUGUGUUAUUUAAUGUUUUAGUCAUGGUUCUGGUCCAUGUAAAUAAAGUCUCACAGGGUUUUCUUUAUGGACUUGUUGUAUUGAGUUCUGUGGGUUUUCAUUUUCACUUUAAAAAGGGUAUUUCAGAGCAACAACAUUUCAAUAUUUUGAACUCAAAAACUUAAAGUUUUGGUUUGUGUUGACUUGUGGCGCCCCCUCUGGACAAUGUAAUACCUCUUAUCUCAUGUCCCGCACAUGUAAACAAACAAAACCCUCAUUUUGUUGUCUUUUAAGAGUGAAAGAAAUCACUAAUAGUGAUUUUAUACUGUCAAAAAAGUCAAAAUAGACACCUACGUUCUAAACUACUUCAUGUCAAUGGAUUCAGUUAGUUUUUGAGGUCUUAAAAAGGCAGCAGAACCUGCUUAAGUCUGUUUCUAGACCAGUUAAAACUCUGUAUAGUGCCUCUAAGACCUCAAACUCAAGAUUUUAACCACUUAAAGUGUCACCAAGAGAAAAUUCCCAACACUGAAAUGCAGAGAAUCAACCAGCAGCCUGUUUAACAUGACCCAAGCUUGUGUCACCUUUAAAAAUGCUAAUAGUCAAACAAAAAAAAGGCUUAAGUUUCAGUAUAGCCAAUCAGAAUCCACCUCUGCCAAGUUAAAAGUACUUAAACAAAAGUAAGGACCUAAAGAUGCCGACAAAACUGAAGUGAUUCAAUGAACAAACUCAAAAGAUGAAACAGAACUUACCAAACAAAGUCCAAACUCUCAAAAUCCAACAGAAUUAAGUCCAACACGGGGAAACACUGAGGAACCAGGGAGGGGAGGAUACAAGGAGAAACACGACAGAGAGGAGCUGAAACCCUGAGACCAAACAGGUGAAAACAAUGAGGGCAUCAAAAAAGGAGGGAAAACCAAGGAAGUAAAACCAGUCUGGACACACAGGGGAGGAGGUUAACAAAAUAAAACAGGAAGUUGAGACAAGAAAGGAAAACUAAACAAACAUACUUCAUGAAGUUGAGGCUGCUCCAAAGUCAAAACUAGACUUCAGAUAAGUGUUGGACUGAAAAUUUGUUCACAGAGACGACAGUCAGUGUCAGAGAAGCAAAAUCGAGACAGACUCUGUGGUGACAAAUGAACUGGAUUAUUGACUUUUCCAAGUAUCUGUGUUUGUCUUGUGUUCAGUCUUUUUAAAGCAGUGAGUGAAUACAGAAUCGACUCUUUUCCAUUGCAAACGAAUCCUUAACCUUUUGUGCUAGUUUAAGGACUGAGUGUUUUCUUCAGUGUCUGAUAUAAGUCCUCUCUAAAGUGUUUACUAUUUUCUUGUUCUUUGCACUUCUAAAUCCCCCGAAGCGCCGAGAACUUUGUUUGUGAGUCCCUCUGUAACUUUGAAGAGAAACCUCCACUGCACUGCGUUUUAAAGCUUCAUAAAUAUGUUCCUCUCAAUCUAUCACUCAUGAAAUUUAUACAUGAGAGGUUGUACACUCGCAAAAACCCUCCCACUGGGAUGGUGCAGGUUUUACUGAAGUACACAGACUCAUAAUCCGGCUCUUAAGGUGAAAAUCUCCUCUUUUUAUGAGCUAAUUGUAUCAAGGUUUUUAAUGAAGACAUGAUAAACUGCAUUAAUUAUUCUCCCUGAGAGGAACAGAGCUCCAGUAUAGAACAUCCAUCUCUGUUCUGUCUAAUAAUACCUCACAGCGUCCUGGCUGACCUCACCUUGACAGCCUCCCUCGAUACAUCGGCCAUCCAUUUAUAGCGGAGGAGCUUUGAAAUGUGUGAGCUUUGGGAACAGACUUCAUCAUUAACAUCAUUAGCAUUUUAAAGCAUGAUGAAGCAAAACAAAAGCAACAGCAGAACAUUUUCCAUGCUGGAUUCUGGUUUUGCCGCGUGUCCUCCACUCUGGGGUCAGACGUCACAAUAACAGCAGCGGGUCGGCAGCUGGAGGCGAUUCGGUGUCUCGCUGGAGGACGCUUUUAGCCUGAGGGGCGCCACAAACGCGACUGCUUUCACACACAUAAUGUACCUGAAGUGUAGCCUCUUUAAAAGCUGCAGCCGCCCACAGUCCACAUGGCUGUACCAAAUAUAAAUCAGUCAGACCAAACCUAAACCGAGCCGGAACAUGAACAGGAGCACCAUCAGCCUGUUUUUUUUAACUUAACAGUGUUUGUAAUGAGGUUUCCAACAUCGAGGCAAAUAUAAAAGGACACAACGGAUGUAACAAGGUGAUUGUGUGUCUUCGUUAAGCGGUCCUCUGACUACUUUUCAUUUAUUGAUCUGAGAGGGAGGAAGAUUUCAGCUUUUAAUUUAGACAGUUUAGACAGUUUUCCACUUUGCUGUAAUUCACCUAAACCAAGAGCAGUCACCGUUGUGUGUUUAUUUUCAGUUUAUUCUUCAUGUCACAGCAUUAACCUUCAUUUUCAACCAUAGACUUUAUACACGAUGGACAAUUUGGCUCCGCCUCCCGUCAUUAUACGAAUUUGAAGCCGAAUUGCUCCCGGGAUUUUCUCCACUUCCUGGAACCACCACUUGCGCAGUAGCAUUGUACGCAUCCAGCAGGAGAGUCACUGUGAUGACGCUCGGCUCAAACAGCGUAUCUUCUUGGUGAACUACGCAACCUUCGUAGGCUCAUAGGCUGUAUCAGGUGUCAAUCAUCGAAAACAUGAACCCCCUAAUAACUUUAAAAAAUUGAGCUGUAGAGGAAAAAGAGGAUUUAAGCACAAACCAGUCUUAGAGUAACUACAUGUCAACAUCACAACCAGGGGGGAAAAACAUGUAUAUUUUGCGUAAUUAGUUUCUAAAGUUUGUCCACAGCUCCAUAGGGAUUGCUGGAGGAGGCGCGAUUUAUGACCUAUACUGCAGCCUGUCACCAGAGGGUGCUGUUCUCACGGUGGCUUCACCCAGAGAGGAGGCAGACGGCGUCCAUUUUAUUUGCAGUCUAUGAUUUCAACUCUUUAUCAUUUCUCCAGGAGAUUUAAUCAUCUGUAAAACAUUUAAAUACAUUUUUUCUUAUACAGAGUCCAGACAGAGUUUUUUUUUUCUUUGUUUUCGUUGAGCACUUUGAGAUUGGUUUUCAAAUGUAAAGUGCGUUACAAAUAAAAUCUAUUGUUAUUAUUAUUAUUACUCAUAAUAAUAUGAUAUAAAAAGGACAAUGAUGACUGAAUUGCACAAAUUGAAUUAAAUUCAGGCCUUACAUGUGAUUGAUUUGAUUGAUUUGUCUUUUCAGAUGAUGUAAAAUGUUUGCUCAUUAACUCUAAUCAGUCCAUUGAAGCUGAAAUGGUUAAUGAUUUAUUCUCUGUAGUAUGACCACUUAACUCCAAUAGUCUCCUAUGGACUAUUACGUAUAAUUACUCCUCCGUACUAAUCUAUAUUUCCAUCCUUAGAUACCCUCUGGAGUCAUUGCCAAUUGUAGCUUCAUUAGUGUUUUUUUAUAACCAUUCGUUCAGUAUUUAACCCAAUAACCUGAGCCUUAACUGUAACCAGAGACGUGCUUGAGAUAGAUGGAAUAAAUUAUAUUAUUAAACCCAGAUUAUUGUGUUUCAGCCGCAGUACAUCUUAGUUAAAUGCACAUUUAAAAUGAAGUAGAAAAAGGUUUUGAUAAGAUGCGAAGAAGCCAUGUGCAGAGAGAGCGGGAUUAGACUAUCAGGAUGUGAGUUCUCUGUUUGACAGAGGUGAGGUGUGUAAAGACUUAUUACUUUUGGCAGGGAAGAUUUCCUGGAUCUGUGCUUGUGACAGCGAGGCUGAACAAGAGCUGCUGUCUGCAAAUAGAACGAAACGAAAGCACCUCUGACAGACUGUAUUUUGUUCAGAUAUGUUCAUUAUGAAGAAUCUGUCGGUAACUAUGACGAGAACCUGAGCUGCUGUGACUCUUUUACAGUAUCGACUGUGAAGACAGCUUUGCUGAUAUUAAUUACUAUAAUCUUCAUAUUUUGACAGGCCGUCUCAGAGAAGAAAUCAGUUUGGUUAAAUCUAGUCUGUUUGCACAUCAUAGAAACAAAACAACAAAGAGCAAUAUGUGCAAAAAUGUUAAGCAAGGGAGGUCUGAAGUCUGAAGUAAGGAUGCAUCCCCUGGACUUAAAGGGAUAUUCCAGUGUAAAUUUAAGAUAUGGUGAAACACACUGUAACACCGAGUUAGACACCCCCCCAAGAGAUGAAUGUUGUUGGCCGAUCGCUUGCUUCACCAAAUUUAGUAACGACCGCACAAUAGCAAUACAUGGCAGUCUAUGUCUCCACGUGCAAACCUCAACCAAAACGCCACUCUAUAGCCACAAAUAAUGCUCAGAACAGCACCUAACUUCAUCAACACGACAUAUAGGGUCCCAGCCAUAGUACUAGCCACCAAACAUCUUUUUAAAUUUGCCUGAUUUCUUUAGCAAAGAGACUAAACACAACUCACCCACUCUCCUCCAGCAGCCGCUUGUUUGUGGGGGAGCCACAAACAAAAAAAUUAGGAUUAUUACUUUAUGGAAAUGCAAGAACUCUGAUUGCAUUUUCCAUCAAGUAAUGAUCAUAAAUGUUCUUCCUUGAGCUGCGAAACUCCGCUGCACUCUGUGAUCGACUCAUCAGGGCUCCCCCACUAACAAGCGGCUGCUGGAGGAGAGUGGGCGCAGUCAGUGUUACGAGAGAAUCAACUUAAAUUUAUGCCGUAAUAUCCCUUUAACAUCAAAAGAAGAUGUUAUGAUGAUGUUAUAUGUUUACAAGACGAAGGGUAUUCCAAAACUUGAAGUAGACUUUUCAAAUGCUUUUUGUAAGAUGACAAUGAAGACGCUGAUUAUAGAGAUGCAGGUCAAUUGUUGCAAAGAGAUGCUCCUCUGUAUUUCAAUGCAAGUUGAUUAAAGGAAGUCAGACAAAACAGCUCCACCUUUGUCUCUGAGUUUGUUCUUCUGAAAUCUGGCAUGGCAAUGAAGCUUUGAAUGGAAAAACUAACAACAGACUAUUAUCUUUGGGUUAUAUAGGGUUUUAGUGGUUUGAAAACUAUCAGAACCAGCUUUACUGACCUUUUUACACAGCCAUCUAACUAGUUGCACACUUGAGCCUGUUAAGGACCCAAAGAGUCAAUCUCUAACAAUCUUUGUGAGCUUUAAAAAAAACAGAUAGAUCCGAUUUUGUCAGACAUGGUUAGUAUAACGUGAAGUGUGGCCUACUUCUGUAAGCUCCACCGUGCCGGGGAAACAUUGAUAUUCUGCACGACUCCUCUCCCUCUGUCAGCCAAGGUCACUGCCACGGAUGAGUCAGCACCCCAAACCCCGCCGUCACACUCUACUUCCCCAUCCUCCCCGGCGACAAUCAACUCUCAGCCUCACUUUCUCUCCACUCUUUCCCAAUUUCACUUCCGCUCAGUUUUUUUUUCCUGUUUUACCUUCUGUGACCUCUCUCUUUCUCUCUCACCUUCCUUCACUCUCACUCCUGUCUCUCUCUCACUCCUCUAUCUCAUGGGGAUUAUAUUUCUUGAUAUUCAGGAAUAAAAGACGGCAGGGAGAGAUCAGUGAGAACCUCCGCGCCACAGAAAAGCUCACUAACUCUGACCUUAAUUCUCAGCUGACUUCUUACACUUUUCUUUCUACUCUUUCGCCAGAGUAGGACUUCAAAGAGCCGCGAUAGAGACAGGGGUCCAGUGAACAUCCAAGGACAUCUAGAAAUACUCGAACAUCAGUCCAGCCUGAAAGAGCGCCAGAGCCUGUGGUGUGACUGAAAGUCAGUCAGGGGUUGAGCUUUUUUUUCCUGCUGCAUUAAAAGUCAGACUUUUCACACCUAAGCGGCUGGAUGGGCCACAGCUAUGGUUCAUAAACUGGAGGUCAAGACAGCUCAGGGUAAAAUGAUAAAGAAAAAAUACAUAAGAUCUGAGCUCGCAUCUGUCCUCUGAAGUUCAGCCUUGCAGCAUGACCUUAGAAUAGAAAAUUGAAAACAGUGCGGUGCAGAAAGGUCACCUUUUUACUCAACUCCUCGCAGAUACGCCUUCUUACCUCUCACAUAAGGUGACAAGUAGGUGUUUAGAAGAAGGGGAGAGCUAAAAAGGUCAAAUUUCUUCUUUUUUUUAUGUCUUAAAUUUCAAAUAGGCACAAAGUACAGCAGAAGUUCUGCACACAGUUACAUUAAGUUCUCACUGCAACAAACAGACUAGUUAGGGACGUUAAACUCAAACCAAAACCAUGAAUUUACAGCAGCAUUCUUAUCGGGAUAUUUAGACAGAACUCUCACACUUUUACAAGACUGUACGGCAUCGACAGCUCGGAGCUGACAGCCUCAUUUGCAUGAAACUUGAGAGCAAUCAGCACUUCUCACAUUAACACACUUUCAUUAAUCAUCCUGUGAACGAGUCGCACUGCCGAGUCUGUUACUUUUUCUUUUUAAAUCAACUCCAAUGGACUCAAACUAAUCGGACUUUCUGAGCUGACACCUGGACAGGACUUACACAGCCUGAAAGGAGCAGACAAAACACAAACAGCUGACGUCUAACUAACUAACUAACUGAUGGCCCGCACUCUCAUAGCUACAGGCUCUAUCAGAUCCCAGCACUGCGACCUCUUGUGCACGUCAUCAUGUUGCAAUAUGGAACAUGCAUGUGUUUACAUAAUUAUGCAGCGUCCCAAGGAGGCAGCCGCUAAUAGCACCAAGAUAUGUGCAUCAUCCACCCCCGUCUUUGAUAUGGAAAACACAUCGACGAAGGUCUGCAGCCCCCUGCAGUUUGCUCUGGAUUUGCAUGACAUGCCUAAAAUGAGCUGUCAGCAUCUCCACGCUCCAGUUCAAGAUGACACUAAGGCAAAGUUCAUUCAGCUCCUGCUGUGAAACUGGAGAAUUGACUAUUUUUGUAGACAGGGUUGCAGAAUCGUACCACCACGACACCAAAAGCGCCUUUCUUAUUGGUCUAAUUGUGUUGUCAUGUCCUGUCCCUAUACAGGCGUCAUGCAUAUAGAAAACAUUGAGCAGUUUUUGAAGUGAAUGCGCAGUGGCAGGCUCAACAUUUAUGACGGAUGAAUCUGGGACACAGAUGGAGUUGCAGUUGGUUGAAUUUGACGGGUAAAUAUAUUUUUGCAUUUGCAGAGACAAAAUCAACAACGCUGAACAAAGAGAGAUUCAUCACCCUCUCAUGACGAUAAGAUGGGGGAGUAAAAGAAGACAUAAAACGCAGAAAGGUGACAAAGCAACAUGAGAGCCGAGGAUGAUGAAGAUGAAGCCUCAUCUUUGAUUAAACGAACAAAAGUAACAUCACAAUAAAAUCUGUAUAUCACAAACAGCACACGUGAGGCAGAGGAUUAAUGUGGCUGCUCUCCAUGACAGCACAGGAGAUGUUUUAUUACUUACUACCUCAUUUUUUACAGGGUUUUACAGAGGUGAAGAGAGGCUGUGAUUGUUCAGCCGCCUUUGAGUGAAUCAGGUCUGCCGUAUUUUAUUACAGACUGUCAUUGUGUUUCCAGACAGGGAGGUGGUGAAUAAGUCAAAACUGGAACUUUAAAUCAGAGUUUGCAGCCAGCUUUGUGACAAGGCUUGAAAAAUAUAUGGAUGCUUGCAGAUUCGGUGCAUUUUUAUUCAUCUCCUCUGCCUGUCAGAGCCGCGUUUAAGGGCCGGCUCGGCUUUGAAGUGGAGUGUUUUUAACUUUCUCUUAUUUCUACUGAGUCUCGAGUGUCACUAAAUGCAUUAAAUAUGAGGGACACCCGGUGUCUUUAAAAUGCAGGAGAUAUAACAAGUGAGUUCAAGGCACAGAUAUGAUCCCUGUUUUGAUUUUGGAAUUUAAAAUUCUCUCUACCAACUCUGUGUAAAGCAGACAGGAGGAAUUUAAAGCCCUGAAACCCGGGGUUUCCACUCUGGUGUCUGAGGACAGCUGGUUCAGGGUGUUGACAGCAUGGCCUGUUUUGAGGUACUUGUACUUAAGAAUCCCUUUGUGAUGCCUUGGUGGAGGGAGGAUGAUCUUUAGCUUGGAUAGCAGCAGCUUUUUUAGUUUCAGUAUAAAAAGUUAUAAGCAAAGUGUGUAUCUGCAGCUUUAGGGCUCGUUUCCACUGACAGUUUUUUGGCGUUUUAAUGAGGGCUGUACACACAGACUUCUCCUUUGGUGACAUGAACUGAAAUACUGAGUUACUAAGACUCAGCUCAGAUGUUUGAGGUUUUCUGAUCUGACUGCAACAAUGCAAACAAUGUACUUUAAUAUUGAGCUUGAGGACACUACCAGCUGAAGUACUGCCGUUAGUGGACACAGACCCCUAACUUUAACUUUAACUUUAACCCUUAUUCCAGCCAGCAGCCCACUGAAUUCAUACAGUUAGGGGAGAAAAACUAGUUUAACCCAAAACUUCAGGAGCUGGUUUUGUAGUGGGGUGGGGGGCACGGGGAAUAAAAACUUUUAAAGAAAGAAAAAGUGCAGAGAGAAAUCUUCAAAUCUAGUUAAGACUAGGCCUUAUAAUAACUGUAAGAGUAAAGUCCUUCGAGAAUUCCCCUAAAAAAAAAAACUGGGAUUGUGCUGUAAUUACCCAAACUAAAUAAGAGGUAGAAAAACCUUCAUGUAGCCGUACUUAGUUUUGAUCUGUUGAAAAAGCGGAUUGUACUUUUUUAUCAAACAGUUUCUAAGUAAGUCAAGAACUCAUUUCGGCCCCUGCUGAAUAGUUGCAUCAGAUCUUUUCUCCCUUUGCACAAAAAGAAAUGGUAUUUCUAAGUUGUAAUGUGUUUAUACAGAGGUAUCUUUUUACCCUUUAUUAUAUAAUGCUUGGCGGCUAACCUGAUUACAUUUUAAAAGACUGUAAGUUUUGUUAUGUAUUAAAACUUUAUCCUCCUUUUCUCUUUUUUUACAACUUUUCUUCGGCACCAUGACUUUUAAUAGUUACAUAAAAACACAGUGAACUUUGGAGCACAAUAUUUCUGCUUAAAGCUCCUGUGAGGAGUUUUUAUCUGGUUACAAAACAGACUUUUAUCAGUACAGACAUCACUCUGGGACCUACAAUAAACCAUUAAAAUAAAGACUGAGUAAGGGGGUAGGUGCCAGUCCAAAGCAGCCUUGGAGUCAGACUUUCUCACAUGGUUAAAUGCGCUCUUAAAUUUUAAGUUACUUUCAUUCAUCACAGGCAGUGUCUUAAGCAGCUGCAUCUUAUUUCACAGUUUUCUAUUCACUUCUGGUCCAAGCAUCGAUAAAAUCCUUUGACAUAAUAAAACAGACAAAAUUCUGAUUGCAGAUAUGUUAAUCCUCCGAAACUGAGCAGCUUGUGCUCGAGGUUUUUCUCAUUUCUUCAUGGACAUUUAGAAAUUGCAGCCCAGUCUAAGUCUAAGUUUUCUUCUGCACCAUCUUUUUUCCCUGCAUGACAUCUCAUGCUGUGAACCCUUUUUUUAUAUUUCACGUAAGCUCAGGCCCAGAGAGGUCGCCAGAGUCUCUACAUUGUGUUUAUAUUUGUGGCCUCUUUGUACGGUACGGUUUUAAACUCCAUUUUGAGCUCAUGUUGUGAUUUACACGAUAGAGCCAUGUCUGUUUUAAGUGCAGAUUAAAAAAAACACACAGCCAUAGUGUUAAAUAUUGAGAGAUUGUUCCCUCAGUGUUGUAUACCUUUGAUGAUAAGCUCAGAAACAUGAAUCUGACACUGUCAAAAAUGCUGAAAACUGCUGCACAGUCCUGCUCUGUAUGUUCACCGCACCAUCUUUGCUCCUGCAUGACCACUCAUGCUGCAAGGGGACUGGCGUGAAUUGCAUUUUCAUAUUUCACAUGCUCAAAAAUGCUGGGAAGCUGCACAAAUCCCAGCCACGGGUGACCGCGUGUAGGCCACUAGGAUCUGGUGUUUGAGUAAUGUUGUCAUUGAAAUCAGAUUUACCCCAUGUGAUCAAUGAGUAUGCCUAAAUUGUGGAAGGAGAGGAUGAGUCGAGGGUGAUUAUAUGUGGUGGGGAGGCGAGAAUCCGCCGAGCGUAUUCGUAGACUGAGGAUCUCCAAAGCCAGGAGGAGGCACAGAGGAUUGAAUCAUCGCUCCUGAUAUUAGCAUCAAGGCAGGAGGCGAAAUGGAAGCUAAAGGCAUAACUGGAGGGUGAGAGGGAAGCAGAGCCUCGGGUCUUAGGGAUCAAUGUGCAUGCAUAAUGCUGAGGAUACAUACCCGAGGAGAAUCUCAGCCAGCUUAGCUCCAUGGGGGUUUUCACGGUGAAUGCCUAUUUCAGAAGGUGACGACAGAAUGUCGGCGAUCUGAAAGAGCUGAAAGCUUUGACACAUGACUUUUCAGAAAGGUUGUUUUUGCAUUUUCACAUCGGCUGUUUACCUCGGCUGAUAAACUUCCAAUUGGAUUCUGGAUUAUGUCCUCUGAAGUUGGCUGUUUUUAAACUUCAGGACUGUGCUCGAGUCCUUACCAUCAAUUUUGUGUUUAUUAAUAAAGAUUUAGCGCUUGAUUUAUUGAGAUAUUUGCACCAGGAUUGCUUUGUUAUUACUCUAAUUUCUUUUUAGUUAGGUAAACUAUUAUGACUCACCACUUUAAGAACUUUCUUGUAGCCUGUAAAACUCUAAUUUUCAUGAUUUUCUUUCCUGACAUCAGUGGGGAAAAAGGCAAUAAGCUUAGAUGCUCUCACUGCUGGGUUUACGACUCUCAUUGGUGCUUCUCAUGUCUAUUUCAGCUGGCAGAUAAUGCCCCAGUGAAAUGCAUAUUGAUGUCAUUUUGGCAGGGAUAGGAUCACUGAUUUCAGAAAACUGCAAAAUAAAGGCCGUGUCAGAGGCCGCUUUUGGCCUUAAUGCGAGAGAUUCUUUCAGCUGCAUGAAUGAUUUGGAGUUUUACAGCAGAGCAAAAGAGAGAGAGAGAGAGAGUUGCAUUAGCAUCUAAAGUCAUGUGGGAAACACCACUUCUGAAAAUGCAAAUCAAGGAUUGAUGGAUUCUCCUGAAUAUAGCCAGGGGUUGAUAGAUUUAGCAGCUCAUUUUCCAUUCAUGCAGGGGAAGAGUUCAAGCUUCUCACUCUGAGGCUAACAAGUGAAGGGUUGUGAUCGUGACGUCUGAACAGCGUAAACCGACAAUCGCUGUUGCUUCUGAUGGUUUCUACCACAUACUUUACUCUCUUACAAGCUGGAUUGCAAAGGAUUCAUGAGAAAUACCCAUGUCUAAAACUGGAUCUGGUUUCAGAUGGGAUGAGAUAGAUAUUAUUGGUAUUGAUUAUCAGUUCAUCUUCACAUUUUUUAUGUAAAUGACCUUCUCAGUGAGAUAGAAAAGCCCCUGGAUGAAAGCUUCCGGUCUCACGGAUCGAGUGGAUUUUACUGUAAAUUGGAGCAUUGUACCAUCACAUCUUUGAAGCGGAUACUCCUGUCUGUUAUGAUUUGACGCCUCGAUUGUGUCCACGCUGACCGCCUCUUUUGAUAAGCUAUGUUAUUGUAUUGCGAGGUAUGUGGAACUGACUCUAAGGCAUCAAUAAGGGAGGUUUUAACAUGGAAUCAGGAACUGGUUCUGGACUUCCAUCCCUAAUCUGGGGGCUGGUUGAUACAAAAGAUGCAGCUAGGGUUCAAGGGGUCCAUAUUCGGAAAGUCACUUUUAUACUUUUUGGGAUCAAAUAAUAUUUCAUGCAAUUUGUUGAAAAUUUAUAUGGGAACAAAAUUAUAUUUCAGCUGGCAAAACUCAUUUCAUUACCACUUCAUCCAGGUCUGUUAUUCUGACUAUAGCAACUUAAUUUUGGCGCAAUUUCAGUCAGACGAACUUGUUCAAAUGUAUUUUUAAAGUCCAGUUUAAGUCGCACCAACUCAGUAUUUUAGUUUUUAAAACAUGUAACAUUACAAACAAAACUAUCCUGUAGACACUUGUAAAUAUAUUUAGUUGUAGCACAACAUCAAGUUGAAUCACAUUUCUUAUCGUUUAUAUGUGCGGACACACGUAAUAGAGUGUGGUAGAUAAUGCUUUUUGCUUUAUCUGAUUUCUUAAAAGUAGAUAAAAUGGUUUUAAAGUACUUCUGGUAUCACCUGCUGAACUAAACUUAGAGGUGAAGUUAUCUGUUCAUAAACUAACCUGUUAAUUGGCUGUGGUGUGCCAGAACUCAAAGGUGUAAGAAGUGACAUCUUCGGUGCGAUUGGAGCGUGUUAAUAGGAAACAUUUUAAUGGAGGUGAAGAUUUUCAGUAUGUGCGAUGAAUAAAAUCGCCGCGUUAAAUAACCCGAUAGAUACAGAGCAGCUCUUUGUUUGAAUGACAUUGGUGAGAACUAACAACAAUGGGUGCAUCACUUCCAUUCUCAUAAAGUAAUACUACUGAAGUGUGUAAGAGGUUCCUCUGCUCUUAACCCAGCAGAGGAAAGAUGCCAGAUUUCAGUAAUUGAAGUAAUUAAUGUCAGCAUACUUGACAUAUCCAAUCAUUUAUAUCCUUUAGUGUCACACCUGCUUUCAUACGUCUUAAAGGCAAUUACAAGGAGCAAUUAUUAAGCUCCACAAACAGUCCAACAAAUCUCUGUCUCGUCUGACUCGGACAUAAUUGCUUCCUGGUUUUUCACCUGUCAGAACAAAGCAGACAGCAGCAGCACAAAACAAGACGCUUACAACUGAACCUUAAAAUAGUUUGUGCGAGAAUCAACCAACAUGACAAUAUGCAAUAAACUGACAUUGAUUUUUGUUUGAAUAAGUCUCAUAUAAAUAACUUUUAAAGGUUAUUUAUUCUACUCAUAUUGAAGGUUUCCUUUCAUGAUAAAAACUAUCGACUAGUUCAGACUUUCACUGUUAAUUUUGCCUCAAAUUAACGAUGCUUGUAAUCGAUAAACUGUUUGCUUAAAAGUGAUGCCGCCUCUUUCUCUUUGGAGCUCCUCUCUUUCUUCUGUCACAUACGAGCUUCUUCUAAUUGGCCUGUGAGUUAAGGAAGUAGAAGUGAAACGUUAACUUCCAGGUUUAAUUAGUGGAUAAAGUUUGAAGGAUGACGGUACAAGACGAUAUUAAUAGAUGGAGCAACACGACUAACAGUGUUUUAAGUUUGGGGUAGGUGAAGCUCUAAAGCUACUUUGAUGGGAUUUUAACUGGUCAUGAAGCAGGCGGAAAUGUUUACCAGGACCUUUUUAUGAGCUGCAAGAGCAAACAAGAUCAUUAGCGCUGGGCUAAUUAUUCUUAUACUGUAGUUUUUAAAGCCUCUAAGCUCUUACGCAGAGUAGGUGUCAGACAAAGUGAGUCACAGCUUUUAGUUUAUACAAGUUUUUCUGUAGAAGUUCUGAGAUCUUUAUGGUCAGAGGUCACCUAAAAAGUGCAAGAAUCGAUCAGCAAUGAGAUAACGCACACUGCUCUGCCAGCAGGGGGCACCGACACUGACUAAGAGCCACAAAGGAGCUUCAAGCUAGUGGCGAUUUGCUCUACAUGACCGCUAAUUAUUAAAAAACCAAAAUAAUGGAGACUUUCUACUUUUUAAGGAACAGCCACAGCUUCCAAUAAGAGGUUGAUAUGAACCGUUAGUAUCAUCAGGACUUUUGUUCGAGAAAAUACAGAAACUUUGUUUGUUUAUAGCAUUUUCCAUUUUUAAAGAUGUAUUUUCUUGUAAUUUGGGUUUAGAAAUAGGACAAAGAAAACAAAGGCGUGUUGUUUUUUUCUGUAUAUUUCAGAGGCUCAUAAUUUGUGGUGCUGCUGUAUUGGGUUAAGCUGGGGUGACCAUUUUCUGAAUCCCCAAAAAGAAGACACUACUACACAGGGCGGAGUUGCGUGUAGUACAUUUUGAGGGUUUUCGGGGUUGGGUCAAGUGUUUUUUACACGCGUCUAACUCAGUUAGUCCACACUACACAAACUGAAAACUUCCGUACAAAACCCCGGACAUUUGAAGGAUUUUAUAAACUCCCCGGACAAAGCUGGACAGCCCCCCCAAAAAAGAGGAUGUUUGGUCACCUUAGUUAAGCUGCAGGUUUCAUAACAUGACUGAUAUUUGUGUCGGUGCCAAUAUUAAACUACGUUAUUCUGUGCAUUGUUAACACUAGCCAGUUACUGUUUCAAACUGGAAUUGUAAGUGUGUUUAUUUAGCUUUCUAGUGGACCGGUUUCUGUGUAAAUGUCGAGUUCAAGAGACCAGGAUGAACAGUGACAACCCCAUUUCAUCCUUCAGUUUAAUUGGAUGGUCUUCCAAAAUUUGACGACCCUCACUUCAGGCAUUCUUGUAAAAUCAUCUUCAUAAAAUGGGGAUGGAAAGACAGCCUCUUAAACCCGGUGCCCUUUUACUUCUCAAACAGGCUCUGAAUGUUUGGAGUUGCAUACGAAUGAACACCUAACGUCCCCGUAUAAGCUCAGUUUCUUCAGCCGUCUCUGCGCUCUAGUGUCAUGUGAAUUACCUCCGUGGUUGAACAGCUUCAGGGAUCAGUAUGUGGACGCACAGUCGCUCACUAAACUGUCACGACCAAUGAGGAAAAGUUAAACCCUGAGGGGGAAUGACUGGCGGGAGGAAGUAGAUCCAAGCGUGUUGGAGGAAUCAAGAGAAGAAAGGCUGUUGUGUGGAUAAUAAGUAACUCUGUAAUGUGAAUAAUAACCAUAAAACAUCAACAAUCUCAUGCAUUCGUAAAUAUCAAACCAGAGCAUUUGUCCUUGAAUGCACUGAGACUUUCAUUUUUACGUUAAAGCAGUCUGCAUCACCACCUUUACGCUCCUUCUCUCGUUUAAUGAGCUGCCUGGUCGCCUAUUUUUGGAUGUUGUCUUUAAUGUAAGCUCACGCAGGGAUCAGACAACCAGACACAGCCUUGGAAAAAACACAAGUGUGGGAUUAUGCCUUCAAAGUACCGUCUGAUACCGUAUUGAUCCACGCUGGAGAGAAAAAAAAACAAUCUCCUUUCCUUUGUCUACAUGUUGGUUGGGGUCAUCCACAGCAGAUCGGGGUUUUAUUACUUUCUUACGGUGAAACUCUCUGAGGAGGAGUCACAUGUGCUCAAGGACAUUUUACUGUCGCCAUGACAGCAGCUGAAUCUCUAAAAUCGAUAUUUGGCGUGUUACUGCGCCGACAUACACCAACAAGAGUCACCUGCUUAUAUGUGGAUUGGCUUUAUUGAUCCACAACUUGGGUGAACAAUUGAUUGUCAUCAUACUCGGAUCAAUUUAUAUCGGUUUAACAACAAUACGGUAUAAAAUGAGUCGAUAAGAGAUGCAUGCUUUAGGAACUUUUGGAAAAGCAUAUUAAAUUGUAAACAGAGGACGCUGAGAUGUCUUAUGUGUCUGGCGUCCUUCCUAACUCAGUAAAUCUCCAAGGUGCCUGGGAAAUAGAGGCUUGGGGUGCACUAUUUCUGUGCUUUAUCACUCGUUUCCAACCAUUAUCUUCGGUAGACAGUCUCACACAGUCUGGCCUUGGCGGCUCACGAGCAGGGACAGGCCGCAUUAUCUCCCUUGAGGUUGGCGCCAAGGACGAAACCAAGUACCCAUCCAUCCGUAUAAACCCAAAGACAGAACGCAGGUCAUCAAAACAUCCAUUUACUUCAUGAUUUCAGAGUUUAACCUUAGAGACCCACUGUGAUGAAAAUCAUGUUUUUCUUGUUGUCUACAUGUUCAUACGGCAUUUUUCUGAUGCUGCAGGACGUAUGAUGAGAAAAAUAAGUGCGAAAUUGCAUUUAUGAGUUUUCUGCAUUCAGAUUUCCUGCAUCACAAAUCCAAGCUCCGCCCCUGAAGCCAAGCUCUGCAGGCCAGACUCUGGGAAAUAGAGAGGAUGAUCGCGGAUCAAGCAUGUCUGUUAGUGGUUUGCAAUGCUCGUAAGAAAGAAAGCUAAUUAUGAUAUUAACUUUCAUCAUGUCUCUAAAGACAUUAGUGUCCGAGAGCUGAAUAGCUGCUAUGUUACCUGCUUCUUUUACAACACUGGCUAGGCUGCAAGCUAACGUGAAGAUGAGUGCGAAGAGCAGCGCUGUCUCCGCCCACGACUCAGAGGUGAAUUGCUAAUGAGCUACAGGAGCUCUGCAGAAGAAAAUUUUAACCACAAUUUGAAGACCACUGAGAACACUUUAAGUGGUACAAAAAUAUGUGCAAAUGAGGUAAAUUUGAGUAAUAAAACCCUUAAACCUGUUUUGUUUCUGUGUAUGCCUCAUUGAACACUACAUUCUGGCCCUUUAUAGCAUCAAUUAAUGAUGUUUUUUGUUAUUUAAAGUUAUUCUACUUCUUAAGACCCUAGAAUCACUCUGUAUUAACUUUUCCUUUAACCCAACAAGGUUUCGGUCAUUUGUUUCAAAGUUAGACAAAAGUUGUUCAAAUGAGAUCGUGCAAGAAAUCAUACCAGAAACCUGUCGUCAAAGCAGAUUUAUUUGGCAAUAAUUUUAUAAUUUUCUGCAGUUUUGAAGCUUUAAUAUCUUUAGAAGGAAGGUUAUGUAGUUCAGCUAUUUUCUAAAAGGAUCUGGGUUUGGUUAAAACCUUCAGGAAAGACUUUGAACGGUACAAAUCUAUCAGGAAUGAAAAGGAUGAACAUAUAAGUCUUAGUCAAGGACAUCUCUGAGGAAACAGAACAUUGGCUGCUUCAGCCGUUGAAUAAAUGUGAUCAGUCUGCGGUCAGCCUGUCACUCCUGCCAAUUUAAAAGCAAUGUUCUGUACUGAACAGCGUUUUCUCGUCUUUAAGCCAAAGUGUUUGUUGGAGCUCUCCAGGGACAACUGUUUUCCAAAAACCAAACCAUUCUCCCUGAUGGAGUCAAUAGUUGUCAAGGACCGGCACAGACAGCUCAGCGUGAAUAGUGACUCAGUGCUGCUUUAACAAAAGACUUUUUUUCAUCAUUUCAAGGUUUGACAUCUAUAAAACUCCGUGUGGGAGUCAGAUUUCCAAAAGCAUCACAAUGCAGCAGUGACUUCUACGUGUACUUUGAGGAGUUAGCGAGAUUUGGACGUGAACUUUGGUCACUUUUGAAAAACACCCACUUUCAUACCUGAGCAGUUUCUCUGACCUCUGAUUUGCCUCCACACAGUGAGAACAGGUUUGUGCUGUGAUGGGUGGUAGUCUGAGUCACCAAGAUUUUGCAAACAAUUCACAUCUCUCAGAAAACAAACCAUCCUCGUAAUUCUGACACAGACGGUCAAGUCUAAUGUCUUUCUGUUUGUUAUGAUUGAAGUCGUAGUUAUUGUCAGCAAACUGCUCAAUUUCAGUCACAUUUUAGUCUUUGUGUCUCAUAUUUUUUAGUCCAGUUGAAGCAAGAGGAACUCCAGAUCAAGUCCUGGAAAAGCCGAAAGAUCAUGACUAACAUUUCUGUCUGUACUCCACAUUUUAUUUUGCCUCUGUGAUAUUCCCACGAGAGACUCAGGACCUCCUUUCUGCCAGGCUCAGGGCAGGAGGCUGAUGAUGAAGGUCUGGUCUGCUGGUUAUGGGCCGUGGGGGGUUGAAGCUGGUCACCAGCUGGGGGACUUCCGUGAACCGGUGACAGAUGGGAGAGCGGGAACACGGAGUCCUUGAGCUAGUCCCCCUGUUUCCUCUCUUCUUCUUCAUCUUUUUAUUCCAGCAGGAUCUCCUUUUUUCUCCCAGUGUACUCGUCUUUUCCUGUCAUCUCUUUGACUCUCUCUUUUUGUCUUCUCGGUCCGUUUUUUCUGGAUUUCUGAUUUUGGUUGCUAAUCCCCCUGCUGUCCUCCUGCCCCUCAUUUCUGUUAUAUCCGUCCUAAAUAUCACUGUUCUGUUUUGACUCACUUUUUUCGACAAAUCCAGUCCUCCUCAUCUCCCUUUCCUCUCUCCAUCUUUCUUCAUGUGCCUCUGGGCUCCACAGAGAACCUGUCUCAUGUGAACUCGCCCGUCCUUCAAACAUGCAACUCAUGCGUGCACAUAGAUAUAAAUGGUAAUCCCUUAUUGAGCUGAAAUACACCUGGAGGACACGCUCGGUCACAGCUCUGACAGCACAGUGACACACUGUCUUUACAUGCAUGAAUGCAAAGUGGAAAUCAGGAUUUAUACAUUUUGUUCUUCAAACUAGAUCAGCCUGCAGAGCUUUAUCUACACCCCCAGCACCAGAGCGACUUCCAGACACGCUCUCUGAAUCUUAAGGCCCUCUUUAUGUACCUCUGCACGGUCUAAUCCACCAUGUGACUGGACCAUUCAUUGCUUUAAAAUGUAGUUUCUUUUAUUUAUUUUUUAUUUCUACACCUCUUCCUCCUCUGAAAAGAGCCCCAAGUCCUCAGCUGACCUCAGAAGUCUUUCAAAGCUGUGAUGAGUUCGGACGGUUACGGUUCUCUCCUCUCUGUGGGUUACAAAUGUCGCUAAGAAGGUUAGCCGUGCUGCAUGUGGCAUUGAAGUGACUGUAAAUAAAGUUUCAGCUGCAUGAUUCAGAGAAGUGCUGCCUCUGUGAGUCUGCUGAGUUUUGGUCUGUCACUCUGCAACUUUGGUCUUGACUGAAAUAUCUCAGCAAAUAAAGCAAAGAUCGGGACGUGUUUUGGUAUCGGCAUUUAUGGCCCAUCCAGGGAAACGGUACAAAAGAUCUGAGUAAAAAGAGAAAAAAACAAAAGACAGAAGCUACAAAGCAGCUGUUUUGUCUUACAUACACAUAAAAAUCUAAAAUCUCUAAAAGAACCAUUCAAGAAACCUCAGAAACACCACCAUCCUUGUAUCUCAGGUUUACAGAAGUUCAACACUGUAACAUCGUUGUAGAUUAUUACCACAAUUUUACAUUAUUUAACUCUAAUAUUUCAUAAUACAUUACUGUAUCAUCACUUUUACAGGCUUUAAAUGUAACACUUUACAUUAAAUUACUGUUUUAUAACUUUACAGGCUUUAACUGAGAUUUUUCAUGAUAUAAUACUGUAAUUUAGAAUUUUACUAUGAAAUCAAUACCGACGGUGAAUUUGAGAGAAAGUAAGAUAAAAUAAGAAGAUUAAUCCCCGAAGAGAAAUUCAAUUGUCUGUUGUCUCACAUAAUACGUCUCUGUUAUCCAUUAGUAGUAGUGCAACUAGUAGACAGUAAUUUACUGUAAAUUUACAGGAAAACAUUACAGUGAUUAAAUGUCUGUAUUUAAGUAUAUAUUGGGAUAAUUGGUCCAAUUUAAACGUCACAACAAUUUGACAGAAAAUGAGUACUUACUGACCUGACUUCAGAUGUUAUUGGACCAAAUGUUAUUUGGUACUUACAGUCACAGUUUCUAGACUGUGAAUCCCAUUGAUUUUGGUUUGGCGUCUUUUUCUUAACCAACGUCAGCUGUUGAUGGUCAUUAAACUACAUGAUCAGGAUAACAGAAAUUAGAGAAAGCUACCAGAAAAUUGAAGACACUGACCUGGUCCAGAGAGGCAACAGGACUUGUAGAUGUUUUAGCUCUUCUUCAGUGAGAACUUUAAACAAGUCCAGUUUCUCUUUUUAAUUAAGCUUUGGGUAACAACAACUUCAACAAUUAAGGACCUUCAAAGACACCACGAAAUGAAGAAAACAGAGCAGCAAUUAGCCAAAAAAAAGUGUACCUAUUAGCAAACUGAAGUGAUUACAGCUGAAAAGAAGCUUCUCUAAAACACACAUGAACUACCGCUAUCACUGUGGGACGGAACCUAAAAAAAACUCAGUGAAGUCCACAAAGACCCAAAGACGGUCUUUUCCCGUGAAGAUAAUGAGAUUAAAAAUAUCCCGCUGCAGAACUUAUAAAUCACUAAAACCUGGAUUUGUAUUUACCACUCGAUCUAAUCACCGUGUUGCGUCUUUGUACGGCUCUCCAGAGUUUGACUCAAUGACUGAUAUGUUGUUCUCUUUAAUUAAGCACUUUAGACCACGUUUCAGGGGUUUUUAACUGUACCUCAGACUCUCAGCCCUUCCUCUGGAGUCUCCUCGUCUUGCUCACAGCUCCCUGACUCCACAGCUGGCAGAGCUCGACGACACCGCGGCUUUUGGGAACAACAACUGUCUCUCUCGACUACACGGCAACUUUGUUACAAUCAGACGAGCUAAUUAGUCCCGAGCAUGGAGAUUAGUCAUGUGGAGGUUUGGGGGACGCACUGAGACGUGAUAAAGAGGCAUCAGAUGCAACAGUAGACCACAGAUAAGACAUUUAUCAGCAUGACUUUUAACAUGGGAACAAAAACCAAUCUGUUAAACUUUAUGAAUCGAGCUCAGCUUGCACGGAGGAAUGAGGACAGGAUAUUUUAGGCAGAGUCAGAUUUUAGGUUUGAUUUCUGCAAAGGACCUCUCAAAAUGAAGAAUUAAAUUUUACAGGCUCUGCUCGCAUUUCUGUAUUGGUGCUAAUGGGAAUGUGAGAACCAUUUAUUAUGGCUAGAAAGUGGGUGGACAGACCCUAAAAAAGUUUGGGCUUAAACAAGAUAAAAUGUGUGUCGUACACACAGUCAGGAGACUCCAAAGUUUAACAAGUUUCCCUGUGAGCUCGGGCCAAAGAGGAGUUUCUUCUCCCUGAAGUGAUGAGGAGUAUUCUCUGCAGACGUCUGCGCAGCGUCUGUGAAGAUCACAGUGAACACCAGUUUGGGAAAUCUCCUCCGGCUCGGGGCGACACAGUCAGAGAGAAAAGUUUGUAAUCCUGUUCAGCGGUUCAGUUUGGCCCGGGGUGAACCGCAGGGAGUCAACAAGAAUCCUUAGCACGCGCUCACGCGAGGGUGUCUGCGAGAGAGGAACUCCGAAAAGCACAUUGAUUCGUGUGUGAUGAAUAAUUGAAGCCCAAUGUUUCUAUGUGGAUGUCAGGUUUCAGCUGCAGAACUAAAAAACCACAAACAGCUUUAGAACAAUGUCAGUGGACUACCAAUUGGCAGAUUCCUUAUGUGUGUAAGCGAAUACGACUGAUCUGGGUGAACGCACAGACAAAGGUUUUAAUUUGAGUCUCAUUGAAGAGCUCUGCGUGCAAACAGCAGACUGUCAAUCUUUGUGAAGCUCUACCCUGAUGAUUGGCGACUUGUCAUUUCCAGUAUCUAGAUUCACGAGUGGCUUCGUUUUCAGACUCUCAAAGAAAGUUGCAAAAUUUCUCACCGAACCAGGCUCGCAGUAUUUUGUGGGAAGUGCAGGCAUACUGUACUGUCCACACGGUCUGGACUUUCAGUUACAUCAUUUACAUUUGGUUCAGUCUGUUUAAGUUUCACACUCUCAUUAUUGCAAACGGACUAACAGACUUUACAUGACGAACCUAUGUGAUAUCAUCAUCAAGUAUAUGCUUUGCGUGUCUGUGUAGUUUACAUUGAUUGGUCAUUAGGCCGGCGGGCAUCUGACGUCAGCACGUUGGUCUUGAAUGUUGUAAACAUGGAUGAGAUCGUCACUCCUACCUAUCAUUCCCACCAUCAUACUAGUUUUGAUUUUCUACCUCCAACAGCAACAACUUGAAGAGCUGUUCAUGAGGCUGGUCUGAGUCUAGUCUUUAUCGACAUCCACAGGAAAGGAAAAGAAAGUAUGAAAUCCUGUGAAUCAUUGCAACACCGGCUCAGAGGAAAAGUCUGUGUUGUAAAACUCUUGAGAAGAUAAGCUGUCAAUAGUGAGAGGUAACUUUAUCUACAAUAUUAUAAAAUUUCUUGUUAUUGGACAGUCUCCAUUCAAAAUAAUAACGGAUACUUCAUUUCCUGUCUUAGGUAUGAAGGUCUGAACCUUUUAAAAUAAUGCUUUCACUGGGCAUGAACCAGACCGUGGUUCAGUUUGGUCAAGACCAAAGUCCCGGGGAGGUUUCACACCUAUCACUUUGGUUCGGACUAAACAGAAAAGUCCAAAAGUCCGGACCAAUUGACGUAGGUGUGAAAGCCAAAGAUAUUAGUACUUCUGAGGGUCUGUUUCUCUCAGCCUCACUGUGUUUUUUAGAGGAAAUUUUAUUCUGUACUUUGAAAAUGUCUUAGUUUACUGAGGACAUGGAGUGUGGCAUAAAAAAUGAUCAGUCAAGAUUAACAGUUUGGUUAUUUUUCUACAUAAAGUCACUUUUGAAGUAUCUUCAUUAAACCGAAAAACCUCCAGACCUCUGACUCUUCAUGCAUUUCAUAUGACUGCAUCCUCUGCACAUGUAAAUCUGCAUGAAAAAGCCCAGAGACAACGGCUGUAACGCGCUCUUAUCACGCCAACAUGUCGUGUCUUUAGCACACCCAGGAGUUCAAACCAGAAACAUCAACAUGUCUGUUUAUUAAUUAGCAGCUUCUCUGCUUCGUGUAUCUCAGGACUGGGGCUUGUCCUGGCCUGGUCUGUCAACACGGCAAGUUCGGACUGCAGCCAAGGACCUCAAGGUCACUUCUGUCUCAUCAAUUUCACAGCUGAAGCAGAUGGCGGUGUCUUUGAGUCGAUUCUCCGGAGAUCCUGCGUGCCUCGGCGCAGCACAGAGCCGAAUGCAGACAAACAGAGGUGCGAAUAUCCACCGGUGAGAGCAAGUACGCUGCAGUCAGGGCAGAGAGAGAGCCAGGCGUGGUCCAGGAGGUCCAGAUCUCAUUAAUUUCUCUCCUGUGAGGUGGAAGUGGAAGAGAGAGCGCAGUCGUGGUGGGUUCAGGGUUCGCUGGGUGGCUGUUGGAGCUCAGGCUUGUUACCGGCCUGUGAGCUCUCACUUCAGACGUAUUAGCUCCUCUCUCCAGUUCAGAGUACAGCAUGACAGGAGAAACACAAAAGAUAUAUCCAAGACAGGAUUGUACAACUUCAUAGUUCCAACUCUGGCCUCUUAAGUUAUGGUUACCUGCUUUUUUUGUGCAUCUAUCUAAACAACUUCAUUCAACAUGUCCUAACAAUGAGACUGAAGCAUCAAUUGUCACAGAAAAUGAAAUAAUAGAGUCUGUCUUUCCUUGGGAGACUCGCAUCAGCUCUUUUCUAAAUGUGUUUUUGUGCGUCUCGCUGCGUCUGACAUGCGGGUAUCACUUUUAUGAAAACACUUCUUAAAAAAGCGGCGAAGAGCAGGGACCAACAAAACAAAAUGUUUACUCUGAAGGGCUAUCCAUCUCCCUCUGUCAGAGUUGUUUAGCUGGUACAAAAGAGUGAGAGGCAGAAAACGGCUUCAUCUUAGCUCUGACAGCUUCAGCAUUGUUGAAGGUGUGAAGCACCAGCAGCAGCUGCGGCACCUUUAUCAUGAGAGGGUUUUUUUUACAAUGGCGUUCAUUUUUACCUCUGCAGCAUCUGCAGGUGGGUGAUACCAGAUCUGAUCAAAUCGGGACACAGAUUAUAUCCUCUCUCUUUUUUGGGUUACAGUCCUUCUAUUAUAUAAAGCGUGGGCCUGUCUGUGUGGUCUGUCUUAACCAACGUUACACUCACAUGGAAACACAAUAAACACCAAAUUGUGACCAUGAUGCAUUUAGUCCCUUUUUAGCGUAUCUACGAGUGCAGACAGGAGGCGAUACCAGCUGCAGAACGGGGAUCCUGUAUCUGUUUUUAUGGCCUUUACAAUACCACAUUGAGCCUCUUGUUCCCGGGUCUCGGCCCAGAAUCCAAGCGCGCAUUUCGCCUGAGGAUGGACCAUCUUAUUGGAGAUAGAAAACGCCAAAGUGAGCCACACAAAGGCAGUAAAGAGGAACUGCUAAUAAUUCAUCACAGCGUCUUUUAUCUCCUGCUCUGGUCUGUGUUGGAUUCAUUUGUCUUUGGUUCAGUCAAAGGCGGAUUAUACUGCUCUUCCUUUGUGUGUCAGGACGGGGAAUCACGCCGAUAUAAUCUGCUCUGUGGUCAGAUCAAAUGCUUGGACACGGCUGAGAUCUCUUUCUUUCAAAUUUCUGUGAAUUACAGAAAGAUUUACGUUUCUCUUUCUUUCCUAUCAACAGGGGCCACCAAAGACAUGGGCAAGAUGCUCGGUGGGGAGGAGGAGAAAGAUCCCGAUGCUCAGAAAAAAGAGGAAGAAAGGCAAGAGGCUCUGAGGCAACAGGAGGAGGAGAGGAAGGCCAAAUAUGCAAAAAUGGAGGCAGAGAGAGAAAACAUCCGACAGGGCAUCAGGGAUAAGGUAAGAAAACACAAAAACCUGAACACAGCUGACACAUGAGAGGCUCUUUUCUAAAAGGUUACAUCAUACACACUCUUUGACGGGGUAAGAUGGUGGAAACAGAUGACAGAGUACGUUUUUACCACAGAGACUUUCAGCCGAGGGAAGAGAACAGAUUCAGGCCAGGUCAAAGUUGUUCUCCGAGAAAAACACAAUCAACAUUUAACACGUCUUUUUUUGUAGACUGAAGUGACUGAAGACGACAUACAACUUUUAUUCUAUCACAGAACCAACAACCUUAUUAUUUAACAACUAGGACCAUCUGCUACAGCAGCAUCUACACACAACUAGUCUGUACUUGGCUCAUGAUUUGAAGGGGGGGUGUAAGAGCGUCAGUAUACUCUGGAGUGAACUCUCUCCUGGGAGUCUCUGAACUGAAAAACAAACAGGCAGGUUCACUCCAAACACUGACUGUCUGCAGAGAUGUGAAAAUAAACAGGACAGAAAGCAGGGUGACGAGUUUUUAAGAAGUUUUGAUGGUCUUACACUUGGACUGAUGCCUCCUUAUGAUCGACAGCAGAAGGUAGACUGGUUAUUUCUUCUUCUGAGCUUGGGUCGGAUUUUUCGUGAAAAGCCUGAGUCAUGGUUCGAGACUCUUCCUGAAUGUUUAGCACUCAGCUGGUAAAGUUUAGAUGUGAGAAGUCAGUCAGCGAAAAAGAGGAGGUUUUUGUUUCCAAAGAGGAUACUGGAGAAGGAUUAUUCCGUUCAUUUGCUCCCAUAACAAAAAGAGCCACGUCUUCACAACUUGAUAAUCUUCACAGCUGAUUUCAUCUAAAGAGGUCACCAGAAUCAACCAAAUGUGAAUAUUCCUCAGCUCUACUACACCUUUGCCAUUUUCCCCACAUCUACGUUUGAUCACCUGUUUUGGUUUACCUGUUGGAGAAACCACAAUGAUGUACUUUGUAAGACCAGAUGUAGUAUCUGUGGGAAGAUAAAACCUGAAAUGUUGCCUGGAAAAUAUAUAUGAAAUAAAAUAUCCCAAAUCCAAAUCAAACCAGAUGGAGGAUCACUUUUGUCGAGGUACCAUGCAGAUUAAAUUAAUGUUUGUACUGAUCUUCUCUUCAAAAAUCCCAAAACAACAGACACAUUUUAAGUCUACUUUUAUAAACGGACUACAACAUCAGAAAAAGUAGCUUUAACUGAGGUCAGUCUUUACUCUUUUACAUGCUGCUGUCAAAGGAAUUUUUGGUGUACUCGCCCUUUAGUCCAGCCUUUGAUACCUUCAAUUAACAUUUUAUCACAGAUUAAUCAGACCUCAGGAAUGAACUCAUCAAACUUUGCAGCUCGUCUACGACUUUUCCCCAUGUGGCCCAGAGUUUGAGGAUCAGCUCCACACCCCGCCGAGUCCCCACGGUUCUUGAGUUUGUCUUUGGAAUAAUCGUGACAGAAAAAGAGAGGAGGGCGACAGAGCGAAAUGACAGCGUAUCUGCGGAAAGUGUUCGAUUAGAGCGAGUGGAGCAGGACUGACUAAGCGUGACUGUCUCACUUCCAGUGACGCAGGUCUUUGUCACUGUGGAACACGUCUGAGAGGAAAAGGGAGCGAGAGAGACUGGAUUUGACAGAUUGCAAGAGAAAGAAUCACGGCAGCAUGGGGAGAAAACACGAAACAAACAAGGGAGCAGGAGGAGAAACAAAGAGGAAAUCCGUCAAACAAUCACAGAAAAGGUUUUGUUGCCAUAAAGUCAGGAGGAAACCGCUUAGGUGUUGAGCUAAACCUUAACUAGAGCAUCAUGGCUAAUAAGGCUGAUAUACUCUGACUAUCUUUGAUCCGUCUGUGUGCCUCAAGUUUGCAGCAACAUUUGUUUGAUUUAAUGCCAGAGGAUUAAUUACCACAUCAUGUUGUCGUCUCAAUCAACACCCCCUUUAAGAAGCAUCUGUCAUGCAUUAGGAACAUGUUUGGACUCGGAGAGACGUUCAACAAACUCAAUUAAAAACUGGUCUUAAAACUUAACACAUAUACAUAAUUUAAUACAAAAAAAGGCAAAAGUUUGACACACAAAGCCAGAAUCCUUCCUUAUACAUAUACCUGCCAAACAAACUGGAGUAACGGUGUCAAAACAGGAAUUAGAAGAUUUACUGUUGGUCUACUUUUGAACCUUUUUACUCCCUCAGCUUCCCUAGAGAUUCCCCUCCACUGCCCUUUCCACUCCAUCGCAGUGGAAACAGAGACUCCGGGUUGUCCUUUGAGAAAUUUAUUGCUCCAGAAUCACAUGAGCGUGAGGCUUGGAGGGCAGCAAAGAGGUCACGGAGGAGUUCAGCUCAUUUUCUGUCUCUCUCUCUCGCUCCUACAGAGUGAACCAUCACUCAGCCUGUUAACCUCUCUCUGACCUGUGACCUUUCUCCCUGUUCUCCGGCUGCAUACAGUAGAUUUUCUCUGCACAAACUCAACUGUAGGCGGGAAAGAAAGAAGUUAGCUAAAAUUACCACCAUCAAUAUCUCUUCAAAUUCUUCAAAUCUUCAAGCUUCAUUAGGAUAAAAAAGUGUCUAAAAAACAAGCAGCAAACCCCAGUCUUGGGCAGUGAAGCUAACAUGGAAGUGAAGCAAACUGCAGUUCCUUGAGUGUCCACUUGGGGCUGGCUGCAGGACCACAGGAAGCCACACACACUCAUUCUGUGAGACAGAUCAGGAUCUUUACAGUAAAAGUAAUUAUGUAAACAAGGAUUCUGGCCCGGUCAGUUUAUAAAGGGUGACUUUAAAGAUGUGAAACAUGUUUUUCUUGUUGUCUACAUGUUCAUUUGGCAUUUUACUGAAGUAAGUGAGAAUUUGCUUUUCUGAGUAUUUCUGCAUUAGUGAGAUUUCAUACGUCACAAAUCCAAGCUCCGCCCCCAGAGCCCCGCUAUGCAGGCCAGACUCAGAAAAGUAGAGAGGAUGAUCGUGGAACAAGCCUGUGUGUUAGCGGAUUGCAAUUUUUUGUCAGAAAGCUAAUUCUGAUAUUAACUUUCAUCAUGUCCCCGUUUUUUUUUUUUAACAAGAUAUAACAGAUUUAAGUUUUUGCAGCAUAGGUCAGAGUCCUAGCAAGUGCAUCUGCUUAUCGGUUGUGCCCUUAACAAUGGAAAACAUAUUACCUUAAUAACAAUAACACACUUUCAUUCUGGAAAUAAGACAAAACCACUGAUAAGACUUGAGUAUUUUGCGGUGUAACCCCCCCUCUCUGCCUCACGCUUGGCUGACUGAAAGAGAGGUGAGUCAGAAUUUCCCAACUGGCAAACGCCAUUAUCGGUCGUUAGAAAUCUGUUUCAGAAACUAGUGGAUGGCUUUCCUACAACACUUUUAAUUGAACAAAAGUCGGUUCAUCCAAAGGUUUUGUAAGCUAAUAGUCACCAGCUGUGAUCCUCCUUCUGUAAUUGGUUCAAACAUUAGACCAAGAAGCUAUAAAACUCACACAUCCUCCCAAACUCGAGAGACCAAGAACCAAACUUCCUCUCAGAUCCAGCUCACUUUUAAUUUCAGAAAAUGUCUUUAACUGCUUUGCCCGGCACCUAAAAAAAAUUACAACGCAGCGAGCGUUGACUUCAUUAAGGAGCAUCCUGAAGCUAAUUCAUGCAAAUGAAGGAAAGGGAAUUACUUUGCGAGAGGCGUAAUCAUUUGAAGUCAAUUUUCUUCUAUUGCAUGAAAUGAUCAUGUCACGGCUCAUGUGCCGGGACUUUAAGGAGGAGAAAUUGUAAACAUUUGAAGUCAGUCUGAAUAUUCACAGAGAGCAGAGCAAAGAGAGAGAGAGAGAGAGAGAGAGAGAGAGAGAGAGAGAGAGAGAGAGAGAGAGAGAGAGAGAGAGAGAGAGAGAGAGAGAGAGAGAGAGAGAGAGAGAGAGAGAGAGAGAGAGAGAGAGAGAGCGCAUCAGGCUGUUAUUUACCUCUGAGGAGAGGGAAUAAGCUGUUCCUGGUGUACUAUAAUACAUCAAAUUAAGUAUUGACAAGGACACCAGAACAGAGAGACUUACUCUGCCCCCCCUCCAUGUUCUUCAUGAGUCAUUAUUUAGACUGGUUGUGGUUACACAAACCAGUCUGCCUGCCUGUCAGAGGAGCUGCACAGACGAGAUAAAAACUGUUGGCUGCAUCUCCUGCAAGGACAUUAUCUUCUUUGCUCACCUUCUGACCUCCAACUAACUCCUUCAAAAUAAGAGUUUGUCACUAAACAAUCACAUAAAGUCACUCAGGGCCACAGCAGCUUGUCAUUCCCCUGACAGACUCCACACACCUGCCUGGUCAUGUUUCCUGCGAAAAAAGGUUUGUUGAUUGUUUUGGUACAUUACGUAGAAGGUCAGCUGGAGUCAGCCGAUGGAGGACAUGCUUUUGCCAAUAAUUCGAUUCUUAUCCGACUCAAACAUGGCAUCACAUCAAAAUGACUCUUGUCCACUUGAGUUCAUCUCCAUGCCUGUUGUCCUCUCUCUCCUCUCUGUGCAGUACGGCAUCAAAAAGAAGGAGGAGAAGGAAGCCGAGGCAGCGGCUGCUAUGGAGCAGGCCUCCGAGGGCAGCCUCACCCGUCCCAAGAAGGCCGUUCCAACCGGCUGCGGCGACGAGGAGGAAGAGGAGAGCAUCGUGGACACGGUCAUGAAGUUCAUCCCUGCCCCGCUCAUGGAUAUGUUCAAUAAAAAGUAACAGUGUUUUGGGUUAAAUGUGAUAAACUUCUUUCAACUCUCAUCCAACUACGACUAAUGCUGUACCACCCUGCCCCCAACCAAACCUGCAGUCACACUUUUCUUCGCCCCCAACCCUCACCUUACCAACCCGACUUAAAGUGUCCUGGACUUGAGCAGCGUGCUCUGACUUUGCCCUUGAUUGAAAAAACACCUGAUCCCAUGAGGUGAUACAUACUUUAAAAUUUGCAUUAAAGAUUGAGAAAACCUACAAUUUUAAUGUAAAAGUAUAUACCACCUGCACAGAUCUGGUUUCUUUACACAAAGGCAAAUCAAACGCAGCGCUUUCCAGGCCAGAAAUCACCCAUCAUCCACCCUUUUUGUUUGUAAAUAGCCUCGGGUUAUAAAAAAGAGAAUUAUAUAGAAGUGAAAUGUGACAUAUAACGAGAAGAGUAUAAGCCAUAUUUUUAACUUUUGAGAAAUUAUCCAAAUCAUAUCAAAAUUUAAUUCAAUUUUCCUGUUAUGUUCUUGCUAAUAUUUGAUACAUACAGUGUAUAUAAAUACUUUGACAUUUUUAUCAGUUCUCCGUUGUGAGGAUCCACCCCAUUGACUGUCUCUUAUGUUUUUAUGGGUUUCUUUGUGAGUGUGUAAAAUGAGCGCUGGUAGAGUCAAAAACAACACCUGUAAACCAGAAAGUGAAGGAAUUUAUUUGAAGUGAUUAUUUUUCUUUGAUUUUUUAAGCAUGCAGUAAACUUUUGUGAAGUGGAGUACACACAUGGAGAUCAUUUCAUUUGUUACGAUGAAGCAAAAUACACUGAUAUUUGAGGCAAUAACUGGUUUUUCCAUUUUUAUUUAACUCACACCUUGUCCACCGUGUACAGUAGGUGUCUAAAACGUUCUUCCAUCGGGGAAACUUUAAACGUUCUCCGUAAAUGAAGUUUGUCUCUAAAAAGUUGGAUAAAAAUUCUUACGAUAAAUUCACUCACUUUCCUCGUUCGUGGGUCGAGCUUUCAGUUUUUACGUCCUGUGGCGGGUGUCGCUUGCUCUGCUUUGGCAGUACGACUUCUAAAUUUUUAGACCAGGCUAGAAAAUGUUGAUUAUUUUUUAUUUUUUUGUUCAUUUCCAUCACCUUUUUGUAAGAAAAAGAAAUUCACAAACACAACUUUGUUGUGAACACAUUAUAUGUGAACAGACAGUGACAAUAGUGCAAUAUAUUGUUCGAAAAAUGAAGUUGUCUUGUGUCCGUUGGUUUAACUGAUGGGAGUGAAGUCCCAAAUCAGCAAUAACAGACAAUCUUCAUUGUUAUAUGUUUAAUCUUACUCCUUAUUGUGUUAGUGGGUGUAAAAGGCACAGGUGUGUCUGCAUAGUGACAGUGACGCCUUUGUGAAGGUCCGAAAUAUUUGAUUAAAAAAGAGAAAAGGGGGAAGGUGGGACGACUUGUUUCGUGUCUUCUACACUAAAUGUUCAGUCACGUGUUACAGAAUGAUGAGCACAACCAGGAUUUGUGUUCAGAAUCAUAAAAGGUUUGUCAAAGGCAGGAUUCAUAAAACACAAUGAAGAUUAAUAAUGGGGGGAUUUUAUAAGAAGCGCUCAGCUCAAGCUCCAUGACCGAUCCACGGAAAAUGUUUACCUGUCCUGGUGGUACGUGUUAUCGCACAAUUUCGAGGAGACUCAAACUAAGAGGACAAAAUCAAAUCCUUCUCCAUAUGCCUUGUUUUUUAUUUCCUCGUCAUUCCACAGUGUCUUGUUCAAACAUUCCAGAAGUUUCCGACAUUCCAACAGACUCGUGCUGGUGACACACACACACACGUUACAGUAGGCUUCAGCCGAUGCCUUUGUUAGCCUGUAAGUUUAUCACAGUGAAGAACUUAAUUUUGACGCAGUUACUUAGAUAAAAACAGUGAAAAUGAUGUUUAGAGGAUCAAAUGAUUCCCGGUUUGACCAAGUGCGACCUUAAUUCCAAGAAGUUUGAAUAAACUGUUGAUUAAAAACAGAAUUUGAUGGUCUGAAAAUCACUGAGGACACCGCAUCCAAAAAGAGUGUCAAAAUCUAUAUUACAGUUUCUUUAUUGCACGGUACAGUUGAAAGCUGCAGACGAGGAUGCAUCGACAAACUGUUCACAGACAGCGUUUUUGGAUGUGAUUUGGGGCCCAUGCGGGGAUUUCCACUACAGUGUCAUGUCUGUUUUUAACGCAGUACCACUUUAGAUUUCGGCCUUGUCCCUUCUGUCCAGAGAAAUCCUGUAAAACAAUCAAUGUAAUAUUAAUGAUCAAAUCCCUAAAAUUUGCUUCUGAGAUGCUAUGCUGUCUUGACUUUAUUUUCGGUUAAAUAUGGUGUUUAAAUGAUUCGCAAACCAUCAAAUCUGUUUUUAAUGUGAUUUAAGACAGGGUCUCAUUUUUUAAUGCAAAGUUACUUGAGCUGCCAUGCACAGAAAAUAUCACACAUAAGGUCAAAGGGGAAGCAUAAAUGCGUUUGUUGCAGACAUAAGAUAGAUCUUGUGGUAAUUUUUUGCUUGGCACUGUUUUGGUGAUUCACAUGUGGACAGUAGCUGUAGGCGUAAAAACAGUUUUUAAAGCUUCUUUUCCACAUUGUUUCUAUUAAGCUAGCUGGAACUGAAAUUACUCUGAUCCUAAACUCGUGCAUUCCUGUGGCGUAGACGAUGUAAAUUUAGUCUUUACAAGCGCUUUGUGAGCUCUGUAAUCGAAAAACAUCCACGCCACCUAGAGAGCACAUUUAUUGAACUCCCUGUGAUGUUAUUGUACUCGUAAAACUGCCUUUGCCAGCCUCUGUGUUAGCAGAUAGUUAGCAGCCGAUAGUUGUUUACAUGCAUCAAAACCACUUCAACCCAUUUUCAGAGCAGUUAUCCGAUCAAACCAAAGAAUAGAACAGGUAGUAGUAGGUUUAGACAUGAUUUUCCAUUCGGCAUAUCUGAUUUAUUUUGAAAUUCUCAGGUAUUUUAGCUUUACGUUUUAUUCAAACCAUUACUAGCCUUGUAUUUAGCAUGAUUAGCCUUCUCUGCGAAGAAACUAUUACUUUCCCGCGGGCCUCGCAAGCCUUCACUGAACUUUACUUUUGAACGACAUCUCUUGUUUGGCCCGAGAAUAUUCCAGAAGCUACAAUUACUGCCCAGUCGACACACAUGUUCAACAUUCCCAGCAACUUAGCUUGCUAGCACCAUCGAGCAGACCUCCAGGCUACCGGUGACCCUUUGCAAACUGGUUCGCCUUGAAACCUCACCGCCCUUUCCAUCUCGUCCAUCAACGCCAUCAUGAAUCCAUCCAUCCAUCAUCUUGUAAAUGCCAAUUGAUUGCGCCCUAAAUGGCUUAUAUAGACCACUGCCCAAACAAACUGCCCAAGUCAUGCGUAAUCAAUAUUUAGCAGUCCAGUAGACUCCAGAUGGAAGUCGCUCAGUGUGCCGCUCAUACAGCCAUUAGUAUGAUUAAGAAACUGCCUGAAAAAUACACCAUUUAAAAAAAUACUCCUUCGAUGUGACUUGAAUGUAACUGUCUGAUGUUUCUCUCUUUGCAUCUGUCUUUCUCUGUUUUGUACGUGUUGAGAAGAUGCUUAAUCUCGUGAGGUAUUUUGUUUCUUUAUUGUCCGUAGCCAGUCCUGUUUCUGUCUUCUGGUGGUUGGUAUUUUGAGAAAAAAAGAAGUUAUUUAUUUGGUGAAUUCUUUUUGUACUGCGAAAUCUUCUCACCCUUCUCCCUCCUUCUCUCUCUCUAUCUCCCUGUUUGUUGACAAAAUGUAUGCAUGCUUAUGGUGUGCGAUGUAGGCAAGGUUGUUGAUAAAAUCGUUACGUGUCCUCUGUGUGUUUCGAAGCUCCACCUGUUAGCCUCACUGCAUGCCGUUUUAGACAGAUGUUUCAGUCUGUAACUUUCCUGCAAAAAUGGAAUCACCGCACACUCUGAGAAUAAAGUGAUUUCAUAUAAUUUUUCAUCGUCUUGUGUUUCUGCAUUUGAACAGCGCUGCAGCCGACCUUUGGCUGCUGCCUCUUUUCAAUAAAACAAACAAAUAUGCGGGAGCAGUGGGAGUAACAUUCGGUUAAUCUAUGGUUUAAAACCUGAGAGUAAAGCCUGGUUUAUUCUUCUGCGUUGACUCUACGCUGUAGCUACGCCAACGUGGCCGAAAACAUCGCCAGUUUCUGAUUCUGCUGUGCUCUCUUCUUGCUUGGUGCGAGAGUUUAUGUUGGAGUCGAAGUUGAUAAAAGUUCAGGAGUAGCAGCUGAUCAUACUUUAGUUACACGUUAGGUAUUGCUGCAGACUUGGAGCCUCCUGUUUUAUCCCUGGGUGUUUCACAAAUUCACGAGUAUGUUUAUUGCCAUCCAUCUGGGAAAGCUAAAUCUUACUUUCCCUGUAUAUUUAAGUAAUUUACUCUCUUGCAUGAUUCCCUUUGAAUAAGUACCAAUCCAAUCACAGUCCUUUACUUAAAGACGAAGACCUACAAAUGUAUUCUUAAACAACCAAGAUGGCAACUUCCGCCACUCGAAGGUCUGUGAAAUCCCCUGUUUUGAAUAAAAAUGGUGAUGUGUUUUCAUCAAAAAGAAAAUGAACAACUGCAGAUAAGCACUCAUUGAUAAGAAACUUGUGGUGGAAAAUGGAAUUAAUUAAACCAUUUUAGGUCCAGUCAUCAAGGUUUUUGGUUUAACAAAUCCAAGUUAAUGUUACCGUGUGACUGCCAAAGUACGAAAAAGACCAGAUGCAAGCUUUUAUUUUGAAAAGUAGACGUUGAGGGGGCGUGGCUUUAGACAGCAUGCGAAAGGAAGCUCCAAGCUGCAACCAUGGAGUCUUAAAACUUACUGAAGGUCUGAAGGUCACUAGUUCAACACGACUCAGUAGACCACUCCCUGGUUUCAAGUUUAAAUAGUUUUACAUGCAGUUACAUUUUGAGGAGGUGCACAUCAGGCUUCAUAUGUCGGUUUCUGCACAGACACGGGCGUAAGCUGCGGUAUGGAUUUGACGUAGAAGUAUAAAUCAGGCUUGAGACAUGGUCUGCAGUCAUGGAUCAUUGCAUGGCGUUCAAUAAGGAGUUAUAUGUGCAAAGACCUUCAAUGUAUAUCACAUGUUACUGUUUCUGUCAGUCAAUCCUGUGUUUCAUCUCAACAUGGCUGUUGUGCAUUUUUAUUUUCCUAAGAAGGAAUUUUAACAUCUAUCCAAUAAAAGUGAAAAGGGCUGUAAACAGAA